Molecule: messenger RNA, 66913 nt
Organism: Pelobates cultripes (western spadefoot toad)
Lineage: Eukaryota; Metazoa; Chordata; Amphibia; Anura; Pelobatidae
Source: the annotation of a GenBank genome assembly
CUGGGAACCUGGACCCUGUUACUCCUGCUGAGCUUUUGGACUGCUCAUUGUCACUGACACUCGGCUCAGCUGUGCAGAAACAGACAGAAGAUGGGCAGCAUCUAAAUGUUUCCAUCCAUCUGUUUUGGAGACAAAUUGUUAUCUUCUCCUUCAAUAAUGAAAGUUGAGAGAGAUAAACAUAAUAAAGAGGUGGAUUUCAAUACAUUUUUUUGGGAAGCAUGAGCUAUGAAUCCAGAGUGGAUUUAAUAUUACGUGACAUGUAUAGGGAUGGAUACCAGCACUUGGACCUUCAGUGAAUCUGGAGAAGACAAUUAUGAUGACUGAGGAGUAUUGUACACUGUAUAAAAUUACAAAUCAGGCUGGUUCCUUGACUUUGGGUACAUUUUAUUUCCCUCUUCGCUUGUUGAAACCUGUGUUAACACAACUACCACUUUGAAUUGUGUUGGACGAUUUGGCUCAGGUGUGAUGUGUAGUUUUUAGAACAUCCCACGGAUACUUGUCUAGAACGGUUUCUAAGUGGCUGAGAAUCACACAUUCUAAGAAUGCACAAUACAAUUAUUUCACUGGUAAUCCUGUUUAUCAUCACUGAUUUGGGCUUUCCUUAUCCUGCCCCAGAGGAUGCCCUACACAAUGCACAGGUAAGAGUUGAUGGUUCUACCCUCAGCCAGAGUGAUUUAAAAAUUGCACAACUGUGAUAUUGAUAAACUUGGAUGAGAACUUCUGCUUUAGCCAUAUUUAUAACACCUUAAUAAGCAUCUAUGUGAACUAGGUAAGUGACACAUUUUUAAACUCAUCUUCAGGAUACAAUAUCAAUCAACCCAGAGAAGCUAAAGUAAUAAUCUUAAGAAAUAUCGGGGUUAUUAAUAAAAAGUGCUGUAUUUGCUUUUAAUGUUCUAUUUGACCUAUUUAUGCCCUUAUUUGUGCCAAAUUGGUCCUCACUGCACCUUCUGUCACUUAUUUUAUUCUUAUUUUUAGUUUAUAAAUUUGUUAGGAUCAGUGUAUGAAAAGAGAUGUAAACGUGACUUUUCUUUCUGAUAAAUGUUACCACCACUGUCAGUAUGAUGGGCUUUGCAUGACAUGUAAGGAUAUUUCAUGUUCUUUUGUUUGGUUUUUAACAAAUCCUUUAAUCUGCCAAUGUGCCUUUUCCUCUAUUACUAUUCUCAAUUUGUUUUCUUAUUUUAGGAAUUUAAUCAAAGGUAAAAUUAUGAGGAGGAAUAAAAGAAGUGGAACAAUUGAUUAUUUUAGUACACAGCAAAAAAUGGUAUUGCAUAUUUUGCAAACUUCUUAAGGGUGAUGGUUCAGGGCAGAAUCUAUUGGGAGAUAUACUUAUCUAAAGCUCGCUCAAGCAGGCAGUACCAUCCUUGUAAUGGCUACCUUCUUCAGCUCCUGGUGGCUUACCUGUAGUAAUAGUGCAACACAGAGGUCUAAGGAAAUUCGUUUGAAACCCCAGGAUAAUACAUAGAACUCCUCGCAAAUAGCUCAGGCUCCUGGGAAAUGACGAAAUAUGACAUUGACAGCUCAUCCUUUUGUCAACCUCAGCUUUGUCCAUAGGACAAAGUAUUCCCUACUUUCUAUUAAGAAAUCUAUUGAUUGUGUUAGAAUUUUCAUGAUAUUCCAACAAGGCCAAUAUGAGUAUUUCAUUUAGAUUUUAUCUUCUGAAAAUUGAGAAUUGAGCAGCGAGACUGCAGGGGCAUGACCUGUGCACCAAAACUGCUUCAUUAAGCUGCAGGUGUUUUGGUGACUAUGGUGUCCCUUUAAUAGUUACCGCUAACCCUGAAUAUGACCCCAACGCUGAAUGUUCCUUACAUGAUACAACUCUCCAGCUGCACUUCCUAACUAUAUUCAAAAUAAAUUAUCCAUUUUAUCUUAUUAAGUACUUUUCAAUCAGCUACACACAGCUUGUCUUCCUUUAGAACCUUCCAAAUGAAGCAGUUAGCUCAGUCAGAGUUUCAGCUCUUAAUGUUACAGCAGAUACGAUUGCUUCAUAGUAAUCACUGUUAUAUUGAGCUUCAGAUAUAGCGUAACAGGGAGUUACAUGACUGCUGCAGACACACUGUACACAUUUUAUGAAUCACUUGGCAUAGGUUCAGAAUCCUGCACUGCCUUUAUAUCACCACGGAGGAAAUGGUCAUCAAUCAAUCCUUUCAGAUAUAGUGAGGCAUAGUGAUAGUAUUGUUAUUUCUCAGCCAGUGAAACCAUGAAACAAGUUCACAUCAUUUCGGUAUCUGCACUCUAUCAAUCUGACCAGCAGUUGUUUUGUUCUUUAAACUGUAGCUGUUUUAUACUUGGAAACAAGUCAGUUAAAGGGCCUGUAAUGCAUUAAGAAUUCAUUAUUUUCACAGUGUAAUUGCAGGCUUUGCAAAGUGUAAUAGAAAUAAUGACAUGAAAAAAUUACUCAUUGUGACGAAAGUAACUUCGCCACUGGUUUUUGGAGGGGCCUGUAUGUCAGCCUCCUACCCUGUGACUAUGGCCCCUGCAAUAGACCUGGCUAAAAUACUUUAAACAGGCUCUAAUCGUGCAAUCAUCAUCAUGUAUAGCUUGGAGGAAAGACGAGACAGGGGGGAUAUGAUAGAAACAUUUAAAUAUAUAAAGGGAAUCAACACAGUAAAGGAGGAGACUAUAUUUAAAAGAAGAAAAACUACCACAACAAGAGGACAUAGACUUAAAUUAGAGGGACAAAGGUUUAAAAAUAAUAUCAGGAAGUAUUACUUUACUGAGAGGGUAGUGGAUGCAUGGAAUAGCCUUCCAGCUGAAGUGGUAGAGGUUAACACAGUAAAGGAGUUUAAGCAUGCAUGGGAUAGGCAUAAGGCUAUCCUAACUAUAAGAUAAGGCUAGGGACUAAUGAAAGUUUUUAGAAAAUUGGGCAGACUAGAUGGGCCGAAUGGUUCUUAUCUGCCGUCACAUUCUAUGUUUCUAUGUUUCUAUAUGGUUCAUUUACUGAACAGCCGCACAAACCGGAGACCACCCUGGAGCUUGUUAAGCUUAAUUGAUACAUUGUUGCAAUUUGCACCUCUGUGGUCUAAGUGUUCGUCUGGGUGGCCGCGAUUCCUAUGGCCGACCACGAGGUGGCAGCCAUCUUGUUCACAUGGACGAAAACCGCGAAUAGAAUUCAGGGGGACUUAGCCGUGAAUGCCCUGUAACUAUUUUCGGCAUGAAAACCUUGCGGUUCCCAGUCUAUCGUCCAGCGGCACAUAUUCGCGAUUCUAUGAAACUACUUUCGGCUAUGGGACCAUGCCUACAGUCGUUAAAAACUAUGACUUCCAUAAAAUUUCUGAACCCCUGAACUGAUCUGGGUGAUUUUUGGAUAUGUUGGUCACCCAGAUCAGGGCUAUCAGGGGAUGUAACAUUUGUGGGGUUUUAUGUACUUUAGGGUACUUUUGGGGUGUUUUAAAAAAGUAUGUUUUUUUUGUGCUUGGAGAUAAUUGGAUUAGAAUUAGUACAGUUACUGAUCCAAUUAUCUCACAAGCAGGGAGGAGGGAUUAUAUGUUUGUUAUGGGAGUGUCAGGCAUUUAAUCACUGUUCUUAUUGGUCUGUGUCUUUGUGUUGGAGUCCAUGUGGUCCAACAAGGUCCCCUUGCAUGGGGAUUGUCAUAAAAGUCCAAAUGUGGCUCCCAUUAAAUUGAGAUUCGUUUUACCCUUCAUGAAGUCUAGGCUCAUGUUUGGGGGAUUGGAAAACUACAUUCACUCUGGGGAUUGUUAUAUCACAAUACUCCCCUGGAUAUAAUCACUAGCUCUUAUAAGAGCUGUUCCUGCUAUGCUCUCUGGACUAGGAGAGGUCUACCCACUGGAAGCUGUAGCCUGGUCUUGGGUGCAGCGUGGGUGGAGGACGGUGAGGCCCCAACAAAACUGCGGUGGUUUGUGGGGUUCACGGUGGUUAUGGUGUUCCAGUGCAGUGCUUAUAGUACUUGCAAGUGCUAGGAAGCAGCGAUUGACGGAGGUACCUGGUCGGGGGCUUGGAGGCUAUUGGAGGAUUAUAAAGUGUAUUUCUAAUAAGGAAAAUCUACUUAAAACAGAUUACUGCUCUUCCAAAUGUUGUUACUAUAAGGGCCAAUAUAGCAGAGCUGAAAAAUGAGUUAAAUUGUUAAUCCAGGUACCAUAAUUACUUCAGUGAUUUAAAGUGGUCAUGGUGUCUGUAUGAAGCUCUUGUCUGAAAGUGGUCAUCUGACACUCUCAACUAAUUCAAUAAACUAGCUGCAGGAUUAGCAUGUGGCGUCUGCUGCUCUGCAGUAGCAAGUUCUCAUAAAUCUCCCUUGAACAAAGAGCAGGAGCCUGGGGGCAUCAGGUAAGAGAGCAAAGCUUCCUAAACAGUUUGCCUCAUUACUGGGCAUCUGGGCUAGGGUUAGGGUCUGUCGAUCAUAACCAGAUCGACAGAUAAUUUGAAAGACCCCUGAAAGUGACAGAUUUAGAGUGGGUCUGGUGGUCAUGGGGUGCAAGGGGACAUAAGUUUUAUUUACCUCAAGCUGACCCUGGUGGCUGCUGCCAUCUUCUUCCGGCAUGUCCUCUUCAGCUCCUGGUGUUUCAGUUGCCAGGAAAUUUAACGUGUCUAUGGAAGAUCCCGCAAGACCACAGGAAUCUCCUUAGACAAUGCCUGAAUCCUACAGUCAUCACUUGUGACAGCUUCUGGGAUUGAACAAAAGUUGACGUGGAACUCUGCCUUUUGUCAACUUUUCUUAACCUAAGGCUUGUCCAAAAGACAGAGCAGUCCCUACUUUAUUUUAUGGUAUCUUUGGAUUGCAUUGGAAUUUCAGGGAAGUUAUACCUUUACAUAACUUUGCUAUUUCUCUGUGCGUUUUACGUUAAGACCAGCAACUCUAAGGUAAUAUGUAGCUCUUCUUUCCUUGUCCUGCGUGUUGAGUUGUUUUCUAUCCUAACACUCUGUUUCAUAAAGAAUACAGUGGUACCUCAGUUUACGAAUUUAAUGUGUUCUCCGGGACGUUUCUUAUUGCGAAAAAUUUGUAAAUCAAAGCGCGGAAAAGGAUAGUUUUUAUCAUUAAAUGCUACAUUCAGAACUAAACUAAAAGAAGCAAAUCUCUUUAAGUGUCUUUGUGUCCAAUAAGUUCAUAAUGGAAAAGCCUAACGAGUAAGAGGAAGAGAAACACAAAGCCCUUAAAAAGUGUAACAAAAUUAGGGGAAUCCAAGAAGGGAGGGAAAAGUGGAGGAUAUAAAAACAAAAUCUUCCAUUCUUCUCUGACUAUUUUUUUAACUCAUAAGCAGCAAUUAAUUCCCCAAGGAACAUUUGAAAAUGAAAUCAAUCCAAGGCUUAUAUAUCUGCAGAUAACUGUCAGUAGAAACAUUCAGUGUUGCAGUCAUGGAUUUUAUGGCAUAAAUAUCUUUUACCUUCACCAUACUUUGGUGUGAGAGUAUGCAUAUUUUUCCCACUGCUUUUUUGAGAGAACAUCCUCAGGUUCUGUCUCCCACCUAGAGACAAACCAGGGAGGCACAUCAGAGACUGCCGUCAGAAUUUUAGAGUACAGAAUUGUGUGAUAUGAGACAGAGAGGAAGGUCAAUGGAAGAGACGAGUAUUAACGAAACCUAUCUAGUCUCGAGGGUAGACGGUCUAGGCACAUUGUUCAAUGUUCAUUCUACUUAUUCUAAUUACUACUCUCCUGGCAGAUUAAUGACAGGUAGAUGUUUUGCAAAAGUAUGAAUACUUAGUUCACCCUGCAUAAUAAACUAAACAAACAUAUUUUAAUAGGUGAGGUGCGUUUUGCCCAGAUCACUAGAUACUGACGAUUUGUAGGUAAAAGUUUAUGGCCUAAGGAGUUAACCUUAGCAAAAAUAGUGUACCCAGGUACUAUAUGGAGUUUGAUAGAUAAUCAAACACUGAAGAAGGAUUAACUUGCUUCAGAAUUGCUCUGCAUGUACCAGCCAUACAAUCAUGGGUGUAGGAACUGGGGGUGAAGGGAGGGAGGAAGUAUUGGAGGAAGUGCUAGAAAUAUGUGCUAGAAACUUGUCACCCCUAUAUUACAAAAUAUAUAACUCGUUUUACAUACACAAACAUGAACCUCCUUGUAUAUCUGUGCUCUGAGAUAUAUGGUUGAUAUCUUGCUAUGAGUUUAGUAGAGCCAGGACUAUGUUUUGUUGGUCGGAGCCAGACUCCAUUCCACUGAGGGCUAUUCUUUAUACACACUUAAUCAAUAUUAUAUAUAGUUAUAUUAAUGCAUAUUAUUUUUUAUUAUCUUUGUACAUGGUUCGAGUAAUAAAAAUGUAAUUGUAAAAGAAAAGUUAUAUAGAAAAUAUUCUUGGCAAUGCUCACAUUGUACCAGUUAAGGAAUGCAACUGGGCAACAUACCCAAGUACUUAACAUUUAUGGAAACGGACAUUGUAUCAGCCUAGAUAAGAUUUCCCAAGAAGUUGGAAACAUUAAAGUCUCUUAUAACAAUUCUGUACUCGGAGACUAGCAUAUCCCGUGCCAAUUUGUCAGUUGGCAACGUGAUGAAGUUUUUCCUCAGUCUAUAUAAUGAAUCUUUGCAGAAUCCAUCAUGUUCCUAUUACAUAUUACAAUCAUGUUAGGAUUUCUUCACCUCUUGAGUACAUUUUCAAUAAUGUAGACCAACUAGCUGUGUGUAUACCAAAGCAACAACACAAGAAUUAUAUAUGCCGUAUAUACUCGAUUAUAAGCCCACCCUAAUAUAAGCUGAGGCACCUAAUUUUACCACAAAAAACUAGGAAAACGUAUUGACUCGCGUAUAAGCCUAGGGUAGGAAAUGCAGCAGCUACUGGUAAAUUCUCCCCGCCCCCCGACAGACAGACACACACACACACAUACAGAGACACACACACAUACAUACAGAGACACACACACACACACAGACAGACAGACACAUACACACACGACACAUACACACACAAAACAUACAUACAAAGACACAUACAUACAAACAGACAUGCACACAUACAUUCAGACAAGACACACAUACAUACAUACAAACAAACAGACAGGCACACAUACAUACAGACAGGCACACACAUACACACAUACACACAAAGACACAUACAUACAGACAUAUAGACAGACACACACACAAGACAUACAUACAAAGACACAUACAAACAGACAGGUACACAUACAUAUUACAGACAGAUAGACACAUACAUACAAACAAACACACACACACAUAAUAUUUAAUAUAUAAUAUUUAAGUCACCCUCCUGUUGCCUACCUUUUAGGUGCAGGAGGGUUACUCAGGUUGAUGGGAGUCUGACUCCCUGUUCUUCCUCCCGCGUGGGCUCAGGGAUAGCUGGGAGGAGUGACGUGCAGUCACUUCCUCCCAGCAGUUGUGAUCUCAUCACAGGUGGCCCGGUCGCGCUGUUAAAGCACCCAGCGCUGACCGGGCCCCCUGACAAUCCAUAUCCAUUGGGUGGCCCUGACAGCAUGGGCCACCCGAUGGACCCCUUGGACGGCAGCCCCAGCAGUUUGCCGUGCGGGCGGGGGCCGCAAUUGAUGAUUGCGUCGGGUACCCGCGGUAUGUAGUGAUGAUGAUGGUGGCGGGUACCCACCGCCAUUAUCAUCACUCGACCCUCACUCGAGUAUGAGCCGAGGGUGGCUUUUUCAGCACAAAAAAUGUGCUGAAAAAGUCGACUUAUACUCGAGUAUAUACGGUAAAUGUGGCAUAUACAAGACUUCUAUAUCUAGCAUCUCAAAUAAAAUCCUGUAAGAAUGUAUCAUCCUUUUGUGAGCUUUGGUCUGAUGUGAAAAUUAGAAUGCUAUGAAUGAAUAUUCACAUAAACCACAAGCCCUUUAAUUGUACUUUAUAUUGCAUCUUGGCCAACAGUGGUUUUGGCACUCGGUUAAAGGAGACACAUUGAAAUUGAAGUUUAAUAACAUAUCACUGAAAGCCAAAAUGCAUAUGACUUGCUCAAUGUCCAGUAAAACAGACAACUUGGGGGGGCAAGAGGGGGGGGGAUAGGCGGGCACGCCUGCUAAAAAUAAACAGAAGAACUUGAAAAGAAGAUGACACAUAUAGUAUAGACUAAUCACAAAGCUUAUACUUGUAAGGAAUUGUCAAAACAAGGACCAGUUAGUUGGGCUUGUUAUUAGCUAUUCACAUCGGAUGAAUGAGUUCAACCAUGCAGCAAAAAAACACUGAUAGAUCAAUAUAAAAAGAUUACAUUAAAAAACAGAAAAUGAAUGGGAUUACCCAAAAUGAUUGCUCAUGCAUUCCAAUUUCCAGUAUUUAGCAAGCAAUCAAUAUAAAUAGAUCUCUGUUGAUAAAUUUAAGGUGGUUAAGAUUGACGGAUUUUAAAGGAUAAAUCCUUUAAAACUGUUUAACACUUACCUGCAUCCCAUGGGUGCCUCCUAUCCUGCCUUCUCUUCUGAGUUGCUAAUGAAGUUCCUACCUUUGUUUUAAUGAUGUAAAUUCUGUCUGGGUUUGGAUGGGAUGCUUUGACUGAAUCUAUCUAUAUCUAUUGUAGAAGAGGAACUUGGCAGGUAUAGUGCAGAAGAGAGUUGGAUAAGAGGUUCCCAAAGGACUUUAGUAAGUAGGAUGUGGCAGAUGCUUCCAGGGUGCUCAGUGCAUUUAGAAAGAAUGUAGACCUUUUUAAAAAAAAAUUUUUAUUGAAGUCUUAUGCUGCAGUUUUUGAAAGUUUUAAUUUUUUUUUUACAUCGGUCAACACUCAAUAUCCCAUAAUGACAAAGCAAAAAAAUGAUUUUUGAAAACUUAGCAAAUUUAUUAAAAAGAAAAAAAAUCAAAUAUCACAUUGACAUUUAAGUAUUCAGACCCUUUGCUAUGACACCUGAAAUUUAGCUCAGAUGCAUUCUGUUUCUCUUUGAGAUGUUUCUACACUUUGAUUGAAGUCCAUCUGUCACAAAUUCAAUUAUUAAACUAGAAAGGCUACAUCUGGGGAAGUCUACAAAACAGUUUCUGCUACAUGGAAAGAGAAAAGUGGCCCCAUAAUUAUGCGAUGGAAGAGGUUUGGAACAACCAGGAAUUGUUCCUAAAGUUAGCUGCCUAGUCAGACAGAGAAAUCGGAAAAGGGCCUUGGUAACAGAGAUGACCAAGAACAUUAAGGUCACUCCAUGUCAGCUCCAGAGAUCAUGUAUGGAGAUGGGAACAACUUUCGGGAAUGACAACCAUCAAUGAACACCACAUCAAUCUGGCCCUUAUGGCAGACUGGCUUCUCAUCACUGCAAGACACUCAAUAGCCUUAUUGGAAUUUGCAAAACACCCAAAGGACUGUCAGACAAUGAGAAACAAGAUUCUCUGGUCUGAUGAAACAAAGAUCGAACUCUUUGAUACACUUUCAAAGUGUCGUGUCUGGAGGAAACCAGGAACCACACAUUAUGGUGCACUACUAUCCCAAUGGUAAAGCAUGGUGGUGGCAGCAACAUGCUUUGGGGUUGUUUGUAGUGGCAGGGAUUGGAAGACUAGUCAGGGUUGAUGGAUAGCUGAGUGCAGCAAAAUCAGAUAUAUCCUAUUCCUUAAAGAAAACCUGAUUCAAAUCUCUCAUAACCAAGGACUGGGCUAAAGGUUCACCGUCCAACAGGACAAUGACCCUAAGCACACAGCCAAAACAAAACAAGAGUGGUUUGGGGACAAAGACUUAAACCCAAUCAAAUAUCUUAGGUGAGACCUGAAAAUCGCUGUCCACCGUUGAUCCACAUAUAGCCUGAAAGAGCUUGAGGGGAUUGGCAGAGAUUAAUGGAAGAAACUAACCAAACCAGGUAUGUCUAGACCAAUUUCUUUUAGUUUGAACACUAACCUUUAGUGAGGAACCGUAUCAAAAGCCUAGGCAAAAUCCAAAUAGAUCACAUUCACUGCAACACCUUGAUCCAUACUUCUACUUUGUAGAAUGCAAUUAGGUUAGUUUGACAUGACCUAUGUUUCAUAAAACCAUGCUGAUUAUUGCUAAUUCUUCACACUAAAUUCCUGAAUAUUAUUCCUUAUAACUCUUCAAACUUUUUUCCAACCACAGAAAUUAAGGUCUAGAUUUUCCAGGCAAAGAUUUUGAACCCUUUUUAAAUAUAGGAAUCACAUCUGCCUUCCUUCAAUCCUUCAGUUCAAUUGCUGAAAGCAAAAAAUCUUGAAAGAUUAAAUACAGAAGUUCACUUAUUUCCACACUUAGCUCCUCAAGUAUUCGUGGGUGAAUACUGUCCGGCCCCGGAGCUUUGUUUACAUUAACUUUCUUUAGUUUCUGAAGCACCUUGUUUUUAUUCAUCUGUUUUUUUCCUGCAAGUUCUUUCCAGCAUUCAUUUGCAUAUCUCUUGCCACAGGAUCCUCCUUAUGAUAUACUGAGAAAAAAAUAGUUAUUUAAAAUUUCUACCUUUUCCUGGUUUUCAUUAACCCACCUAACUCUGUUUUCAGUGUACCUACACUUUUUUGAUUUAUUUUUUUCGAAUUUAUGCACCUAAAAAUGUUUCUUGACAGGGGCGUAGCCUGCAGAGCACCGGAGCAGCCGCCAUUUCCAAUAGCUCCAAUAACCCAAAACGAAAUCCAAGCGCUAUCGACGAAACUAUAGUCCAUCGGCUGAAACAAACUACGGACACCAACUCAGGGGACUCUGCUGAAUCUGCAGAUGCCUUUCUUCCAAACCCCGGGCACAAAACGCUGCAUCAAAGGCAUUGGGGCCUACCGCGCGAACGCCCACCGGCAGGAUCUGGCCUGAGAGUUGGUAGCGUGGCUUAAGACGGGCUCACAACAUGCAGAAUCAGACUUCCACAUUCCAGACGAAAUGGAACGGAGGUCCCAAAAACCGACCCCACGCACACCCAAGCCACAAUUGGACAUAGGCAUCAUGCUACUAUCCCCUACACUGGCACGGACCCAGGCCACCAUGGACGCCUCACCCACUAAGUCUGAAGAGGAGAACUCCAUGCACAGCAUGGCCACAGCCAACACAGACAGAGAAAACCCAUAGACCACAGGAGAAUCAGCCCCAGCUACCAUCAGGAUAUUCACAACAUGCUGGCUGGACUCCAACACAACUUACAGCAAAUGUGGCAGGCAGACCUGAAGGGGCUUGCAGCAGAGGUACAGGUGGUGACAGCCCACACUCAAGCCGCGGAAGGGGAGGUGAGAUCUGUGACAAGAUCUAAACGCACUGAGAGAUACAGUUACCCAGAUGCAAACUACACAGACCACUAUCACCAGGCAAAUUAAUGUGCUAGAUGACAGGGGCAGGAGGAAGAAUGUUAAGAUCAGGGGGUACCAGAAUCGGUACUGCUGGAGGAACUCCCCAAUUUCAUAAGGUGCUUAGUGGCCUCGCUCCUACCCAUCAAACAAGCAAAACACUUUUGAUGGCGUGUAUCGGAUUGCCAAAUCACUGCGAGCUCCAAAGGCGGUGCCCUGCGACCCCAUCUUAAAAUGCCAAACUCUUACAGAUAAAAUAGCCCUAAUGGCUGCUAUUAAAGGAAAAAACCCCUACAACUUUGAAAUGCAUCAAAUCGCUUCUUCUAAGACCUGAGCAGGGAUACUCUAUCAUGGCACAAGAGCAUGCAGCCCAUAACCACCAUCCUACAAUCAGCAGGACUCACUUACAGGUGGGCAACCCCUAGAUCGAUCUGGGUAACCAAGGACGAUAAAUCCUACAAGGUCUCUGACCCGGGAGAGGGUCCUGCCUUACUUGCCACGUUGGGACUGUCCAACAGUACCACAGGACUACCUAACACACAACCUGGGACCAUGACCUGAAGCCUAAGCCGACCACACAAGCAUUCUUUUGUUAUAGUUAUUGUUGUUUAUGUUGUUCCUUCUUCCUAGCAUAUAUAAUCCAAAGUUAAAAUCUCUCAGUACGCACAGUACUCCUCUCACUGAUGCCGAAGCAUUAUCCAAUGGUAGAACCACCCAAGCCUACACUGGCUGGGUAAUAUAAGUUAGCUCUGGGGUGCGCGGCAUCCCCCCUCCCUCCUCUACCCCCCCAAUGCCCUUAAGGGAUUAAGUAAACCAGCACAGGAGUGUUCAGUCGAUACUAAAAGUGUGCCUCCUACUGACAGGUAUCCCAUAGUCAAUACCUGAAGCGGACCACUGCUCUCGCUCUCCUACACCCCUAGGCCAGAACAGAACAAACCACUACCACACUAGCAAUACACUCGACCUAGCCGAAACUAUCGAACCAACUAUUUGACCCAUAGACAUGACUUAACAUAGGCCCAGAAUGAUAUGAGUAAUACCCACUACACCUCUUAACAUAAGACGCCCUAAACUGUAAAUGGUCGUCCUCGCAGGUGGUACCUUACCCGCGUCUUGUCUCUACCACUGAACGCCCCCGCCCAACCAUGUUGAGCCCAUUUGAACAGUAAAAGCGCAUAGAUCUGGAUAGAUCCCUAUGACUGCCUAGGCCACCUCAUAAAAGUGCAAACUGUCUAUAAGCCAUGUAUGAAUUGCACCCUAUUGACUACCUGUUUAUGUAUUACUAUGUUAUAUGGCACUACGGAUAUCUUAUGACUUAACAUUAUGCACUUAAAACAAAAAUAAAGAAUAUAUAUAUAUAUAUAUAUAUAUUAUGUUUCUUGUGGGAUCUCUGCAUCAUGUCAAUGUUAUCUUGAAAAAACAAUGAAUUGCGCUUGAACAAACUUGAAACUGGAAAGAUUAAGGCAUUUAAUUGAGGUUUCGUGAUUCUGACAGAAUGAUAUCGGACAUUAUGGUUUGUUGUUUUAAGAUUCACAUAUGAGAGCUGACAUCCUUCUCAGGAAAUUCUCUCCUUUGUUUUAGUUUUAAAAUGUAGAAAAACAAGACUAUAAUAUUGAAUUGUGUUUGGCUCUUUAAUUACGUUCCUCAUCAUCUUACAGGAAAGUGUUCAUUUCCUCUGUCUAUACCAAUAUCCUGAUAACUAAUAGGCGAGACAUUGCUAUUUUUAUAGUUGACUUAAUAAAACAGAUGUGAAAUAAAAGGGAAACUCCUUUGCUUGUUGUUUUGUUAUUUUGAAGGACCCAGGUUAUUUUCAGGUAGUCUAGUUACUAUGAGUUUAUGUAUAAACCCACCCAUCUGAGAGCUAUAUUUUACAGGGGAAUUUGUUUAAUACAAACACACACACCAUCAAAGGAACAGUUAGCAUUCCUGGGUCUUGAAAAUAAAACUUUAUUUGUCUAUUGGUCGAAGUUUCAGUUUGAAAUUAAAACUUUCAUCAGGACCAUAUACAUUAUUGAAUGCUUUACUCUAUGCUGAUAAUUAAUAUACCAACCAAUUUCUGAUUCAUAAUUAUUUUCUUUCUUUUGUGUGGAGAUUUUUUUGCGUUUUUCUUUAAAUAUUAAUUUCAAUUGGAGUGCUUCAUUUAGGUUUCAAAAGCAUGGAAUAUUUUCCUCUCUAGUCACAUAAAACAUACAUACUGUGCUACAUAGAAAUAAGAAUUUGUGUGUUUUCAAGGCGCUUUCAGUUAAUAAUUGAAUAGAAUGACAGCAGCUACCACACAAAUAGGGACUCUCUACCCUAUAGAUUAGUACAAAAAAAGAUUAGGUGUACACUCAGUAUUGGAAAUUAAUGAUAAAAACCACCACUCGUGUGCAUAUGGAGCGCUUACAAAUUUGUUGACUCACCCAUAUGGGUUAACAUACAUAUGUAUGGAAAACGUGACUCAUAGCGAUAUAUCUGAAACAAAUGUAAAUGCAAGAAAUAGUGCAGAUAACGUUUUCAAUAUGUGCAAUGAGGGAAUAUUCUAUAUGGUCUCACUCACAUGUAGCAGAGCCCUAUAGGAUAGGCUCAGAUCUCAAUGGCCUCCGAUUGAAAAAGCUGUCUGGGUACAGUGAAACAUGUUUCGGCUGGAGGAUUGAAGAUUCCACAUUUUAUAAUUUCUCACAAUUUUGUUUAUAUUUUACUUGUAAGUUUUUACUACUUUAUUUAAUAAAUUUUGUUUUAUAUUUGGAAUCCAUCCUCCAUUGUUGCUGCUUAAAGAAGGGUAGUUGCCCCCUUAAAGGCACAGACACCUACACACCAGGAGCCAGGUAUAGGGCUCCACAUCAGGUGAGAAGCCACUUUUUCUGCACUAUUUGACACUGUACAUUGGGAUUGACCGCACUAGGGGUUCUCCUCUUCCCCUUGUUUUCUCUCUCUCUCUCAUGUAUGCAUAAGGAUCUCCAGACGCCUAGAGGACCGAUUGGGUACUGUGUCACCAUAAGCACACGCAGCCAUUGAGAUCUGAGCCUAUCCUAUAGGGCUCUGCUACAUGUGAGUGAGACUAUAUAGAAUAUUCCCUCACUGCACUUAUUGAAAACGUUAUCUGCACUAUUUCUUGCAUUUACAUUUGUUUCAGAUAUAUCGCUAUGAGUCACGUUUUCCAUACAUAUGUAUGUUAUAUGGCAUACGGAACUCCAUAUGCACCUCUUGUGGUACUGCACUUAUUUGAAUGAACGAAAAAUUUAUCAUUUAAUUAGGGUGACUGAAAAUUAUCAAUGUUUGUUUUUUAAGCACAUUUAUCCUUCUCAUUUGAAAAUGUAGAAAAACAAGAUAUGAAUCGCUUACAGGAAAGUGUUCAUUUCCUCUGUCUAUACCAAUAUCCUGAUAACUAAUAGGCGAGACAUUGCUAUUUUUAUAGUUGACUUAAUAAAACAGAUGUGAAAUAAAAGGGAAACUCCUUUGCUUGUUGUUUUGUUAUGUUGAAGGACCCAGGUUAUUUUCAGGUAGUCUAGUUACUAUGAGUUUAUGUAUAAACCCACCCAUCUGAGAGCUAUAUUUUACAGGGGAAUUUGUUUAAUACAAACACACACAUCAUCAAAGGAACAGUUAGCAUUCCUGGGUCUUGAAAAUAAAACUUUAUUUGUCUAUUGGUCAAAGUUUCAGUUUGAAAUUAAAACUUUCAUCUGGACCAAAUACAUUAUUGAACGCUUAACUCUAUGCGGAUAAUUAAUAUACCAACCAAUUUCUGAUUCAUAAUUAUUUUCUUUCUUUUGUGUGGAGAUUUUUUUUUGCGUUUUUCUUUAAAUAUUAAUUUCACUUGGAGUGCUUCAUUUAGGUUUCAAAAGCAUGGAAUAUUUUCCUCUCUAGUCACAUAAAACAUACAUACCGUGCUACAUAGAAGCUUAAAAUUAUUUACAAUAAAAAUCCAACACAGACAGAAAAAUCAUAGGGUAAUAUUGUACACACAAUAAUAUAAUUAGGGGUGAGUGAAAAUCACUAAUAAACCAAUGUUUGUUUAUAGGCACAUCAAAUUAAUCAACUGGUCAAGUGUGAUGUCUUCUUACCAUCGGAAGCACAUGUAGAGGAAAGGAACAAUUAACAUAGUGCAGAUCUUCUCUAUGCACAUACUGCAUUAAUACAAAUCACAGUUACAAGAUAAAAUCACAAACAGAGCACAUCAGCCACAGAGACAGAACACAUAGAAAAUUGGUCACAGAGAAAAGUUCCAGUUGUGUCUUCGGUGAUCCAGGAAAAAGCUCUUCAUCCUACCCAAAUGUAAACUAAUAUGCAAUACAAUAAAAUAAAAUGAAAAAGAAAUCACAGAUUGCGCUCACGAGUACACACUAUGCUUGAACUUCCUCAGGGGAAAAAUGGAGCAAUCCUCUCCUCGAGUUGGCGUGUCCCACAAACAUACUGUGUUGUAUGACAAAGGCUAUUGUUAGCAGAACAAUCCAAAGUUGGUAAUUAUUGUGUUCUUUCAGACAGGAGAUAAUAUAUAGUUGAGUGUAGUGCAUGGUGUUACAUGUCUUGGAAAUUUUGAAGACUUAAUAGAUUGAGUACAACUAUUAUACAAAAAUAUCUAGUUGUCAAGAGUAGCUAUAAGCAAGUUGUUUUUUUAAAAUGAAUUUCUCUAUAUAUUAGCAGUUUGGUUUGUUGUAUAAGAUAUGUGUUUACAUUUUUAUUUGAACUGUAAUGUUCUCCUGCCUGCAUUUUCAUCUAUGUGGAAAAUGAGGUAAUUUGGGUGCCAAAUACUAUAUUAGGACAUUUGUAUUAAUGAAUAUCUUACUACAUCACAGAGAAGUAAAACGUCAAGUUAUAACAUAUGUUUUUGUCAUACUUAAUACUCUUUCUAGGUGUUUUUGGAGAAGUAUGGUUAUACUGAAAAAGAGAAAAGAGAUGCUAACUUGGUACAGCUUGAAGCAGCAGUAAGGUAAUAAUGGCUGGAUAAUUCUGUGUAUCUACUAGACAAAUAUAUUAAUUAUUCUGCCACAAUUUCACAGGUUUUUACAGUUGUACAUUAUGUAACUCAUUGCCUCUGGAGUAUUAUGUGCUUAUUUUUUUAUUUUUAUUUUUUAUUCUUUAUUUAUAGCGUGCAAAGAAAUAACAUAGUGUUCAGUAAGCCACAACAGCCUCUGCACACAGAUUGAUAACAAGACAUACAAAACAGGGUUAUGGCAUUCGUACAUAUCGCACAUUUUAAAUAUUUUAUGGUAGCUUAGAUUUCAGGCUAACUAGUAGAUGUCUGGAGCUACUGUUAAGGGAGAGUGGCUGACCUUUGCAUAAACAUAAGCAUGUGGCUAAUCAUUGUAAGGUAGUACUGUGAGUAAAGUAAGAGGAGAUGCAUAGAGCUGUUAGCUAAUAUAGACAUGCUGAGUUGUUAUGCUGAACCAUAGUGUAAGUGAGCCACUGGGUACCGGUAGCAAUUUUCUUGGGUGGAGGUAGCUCCGUUUUGCCCAAAGAGCAUAAGAAAACAAAACAGAGACAACAUAAGCGAGAACAGAUAAAAAAAAGGACACAGGUACUGCGUCACGACAGCCCUCUUUUGCCACACUUCAGUAGCCUUAACACAGUAGAGAGCAGUAAAGCAUUUUUUGUUUAUGGUAGUAAACAUUUAGCGAGUUGACAUAAUGCUACACUUAGUGCUUGUUGCAGGUAAGAGUGCGCUGUGGUAUGUUAUCUUAUAUUUACAUGUUACGUUAAGUAAUGUAGGGCGUGAUAAUGGUACCAAGACCGUGGGCCUAGGAGAGUGACCUAGCCCUGAGGGUCUUAUGUAAGGAAGCAGUGGUCCUGUCUUACACUUAGGCAAUGCUGUGGUCAGUCGGGUGUGUUGAUUGUCGAUUUACACUCAAUUACCCCAGGGUGUUGGGGGGGGGGGUGAGCGGAGGGGAAACUCCGGUGUCUGUGUCCUCUAAUCAGGUCCCUUUGAGGGCUGUUCAUGCUCCCUGAACAGGAUAUGUUGUCAGGUGCGUCUAGGAGUUCUUCCUCAGAGGAUGUAUAAUAUGCGUCUGUUUGUGGCGCCAUUUUGGGCCUAGGCCGCGGCUGAAGGAGGUCAGCAAUAUCGCGGGAUCCGUUCCCGGUAAGGGUUUUUAGCUUUUUCGCCUUCUUCCCCAUUGUGAGCGGUAUUGUUUGACCCGGUCCCGGGCUGAUUUAGGGUAAGUAGGUGCCCCAGUACUUGCUGUUUAUUAUGCCCGCCGCGGGAGCUAUGUGCUUAUUUUGCCUUUACUAACUUUCUGUUCCUACAUUUACUCACACAUACAUACAUACACUUAUUAGCCACACUAUUAAAUCUAAUAUGGUGUAGGUCCCCCUUGUGCUGCCAAAAGAGCUCUGAUGUGUUGAGGCAUGGACUACACAAGACCUCUGAAUGUGUCCUGUGGUAUCUGGCACCAAGAUAUUAGCAGCAGUUCAUUUAAGUCCUGCAAGUUGCAAGGUUGGACCUCUAUGGAUUGGAUUUGAUGUUCCAGUACAUCCCUCAGAUGUUCAAUCACAUUGAGAUCUGGAGAAUUUGGAGAUCCUUGAGCUCUUUGUCAUAUUCCUCAAACCAUUCCUGUACAAUUUUUGUAGGGUGCAUUAUCCUGCUGAAAGAGGCCACUGCCAUGAAGAUGUGUAUGUGGUCUGCAACAAUUGCUAGGUAGGUGGUACUUGUCAAAGUAAGAUCCAUAUGAAUGCCAGGACCAAAGGUUUCCCAGUAGAAUAUUGUCCAGACCAUAAAACUGCCUCCACUGGCCUGCCUUCUUCCCAUAGUGCAUUCUGCUGCUAUCUCUUCUCAGGUAAACAGCUCACAUACACCUGGCCAUCCACCUCAUCCAAAUGAAAAUGUGAUUCAUAAGACCAGGCAAUCUUAUUCUAUUGCUCUAUCGUCCAAAUUUAAGGUUCACAUUCCCAUUUAAGGCACUUUCAGCAUUGGACAGUGAUCAUCAUAGGCUCUUUGACCAGUCUGCAACUAUGCAGCCCCAUAAUCAGCAAACUUCAAUGCAUUGUGUGUUCUGACACCUUUCUAUCAUGACCAGCAUUCAGUUUUUCAGCAAUUUCAGCUACAGUAGCUCUUCUGUGUGGCUGGACAAGACUGACUAGCCUUCGCUCCCCAUGUGCAUCAAUGAGCCUUGAGCACCCAUGACCCUGAUGCCGGUCACUGGUUGUCCUUCCUUGAAUCAAUCUUGUCAGGAACACCCCACAAGACUUGCAAUUUUGGAGAUGUUCUGACCCAGUCAUUUAGCCAUCUCUACUUAGGCCUUGUCAAAGUCACUCAGAUCUUUUCAUUUUCCUGCUUCCAACACACAAUUCAGGAACUGACUGUUCACUUGGCAGGUGCCAUUGUAAGGAUAUAAUCAAUGUUAUUCACUUCACCUGUCAGGGGUUUUAAUGUUGUGGCUGAUCAGUGUAUGUGUGCAUAUAGGUACCAUUUAAUGUGAACACACACUUGGGGGAUAACUACUAAUAUAAACUAAUCUUAUAUCAUGCUAACUUCUAAGACCAUGUAGGCGUUUUCCUUGAGCCUUCUAUCUCCAGCUGAACCCCAGUUCCUGAUUGAUAGGUCUAUACCCACAAAGCUGAUUGGGUGUUAGCAUUGCAGCAGGUUUCACCCUAUUAAAGGAAAACUAAAUUGUUAGGAAUACAAAGCUGUAGGAAAGCAUAGAAUCAGUGCUUUCCUGUGGGGAUUUAGAAGACGCUGGACGUGCUAAUGCAAAGCGCGAGGAUGUCUAGCGUCAUUUCAUGGAAGCAGUUUUCACCCUGCAAAGAAAACAUUGCAGUUUCUCUAAAACAGCAGUGUUUUCUGCUGAAGGGUUAAGAGGACAUGGACAGUGCAGUUAGAUGAAGUGGACUGGGUGACUAUAGUGUCCCUUUAAAGCUUUUAGUUUUCCUCCACAUUCUCCCUACAAAUUUUAACAUCACAGAUACUGGUCUGAAGGUGAGCACAUCUAACAUACAUAACAUAACAUAGAUUUGUCCAAAUACUAAAUGUGUAGCAGUGAUCAUCAGACAAUAGUGCGUAUAUCCUUUUGGAUGGUAUCAUGUUCCAUGUUUCCUUCUGAUCUUAUAGCGACCGUAAUGGACCAGAGUCCCUUUAAUUAGGAAUGUUUAGAGAAUAUGCAUCCCGUUGGACAGCACUUUUUAUUUUUAGCUGCAGCUUUUGGUGCUGGCACUAGAUUUAGAUCGUGCCAGCCUCCAACAGCCUUUAGCUAUUCAUGAAACAAAACAUAAAAUUUAUAAAUAGCACACAGUGAGAAAAAAAACCAAGACAAAAAGCUCUAACAGUGCACCCUGAGUUCAUGGUUCUGCAAUGUCAUGUGUAGUGACUCAGAGCCUAGACUCCAGGUCAAUCAUCAAACCCUAUAAAUUGAGUUUGCCCUAAAGAUGUGUCUGAUUCUCCUAAACCAUCACAGUCUUGUUUGAAUGCUUUUCUGUUUGCUUGAAUCUAUCUAGUCUGUGUUAUAAUUCUGUCUCUCAUUUAGAGAUCUCAUUUAGCUUUUCAACAUUUAAGCCAAGAUUAAGCCUGAACAAGCAUAGCAGGGGUUUCUUGUCUUCUCAUCUUUUGUGCUGGUGGAACAGGGAAUGAUUGUGUGGAUGGUGGGUCAACAUUCUUUCCAGUGUAGAAGAAUUGGUCAUGGUACCUUUUAAACAAUACGACUCUGCAGCACACUGUGACUGGCGAGCCAGCUUUAUAUUUCUAUAAUAGCAUGCCUGCUUUAUAUUAUAAUCAAACUGCCACACAUUCCUUCUCUAUGGACUACAAGAUGCGCUUCAAUUCCUAUCCCAUAAUUGUCUUAGAUAUUUUAUUUCAAUUCAUCCUCCUACUUAAUGAAAAAUCCACUUACAGGUUGCUGUAUUUUGCAGCUGGUGAUUUCAACCCUGACUCCGGACCCCUUCUGAUCCCUGCUAAUCUCCCAACUGCACUAAUGAUUAAACAUUCUCUAAUUGCAUAUCUGUACAUCUUACAGAACUCUACCCCUUCUCAAAUAUGUACACCUGAUCAUUAAUAUCCCUAAGGAAUUCCUUGUUCUCAUUGUUUGACAUGACCUGCUCUCCCUUCUCUAUUAUCCCACUCCUAAAGGAACACUAUAGCGUUAGGAAUACAAACCUGUAUUUCUAACGCUAUAGUGUCCCUCUCGUUAAGGUCUAAAUAGGUCGUCCUCCCAAUUGCCAUAAAAGUUUGAAAAGGGUAAGUUUUACUCACCCUUUUUGGCCCUCUCCAGCGUAGUACAAUCCAAUGCUGCUCAAAGAGGAGAAUUUGGGACCUAUGCGUGGCGAGUGAAUCAAUGCUUUCCUGUGGGCUUCUAUGUCAUGUGAACGGGUUUUACUCUGCCAAUGCAGUGGAAGCUAGUGGCGUUCAUACCACUAGGGCAGUGGUGUAUCCUGGUUUUGUGCUUCCCUAGGCAGGACAAAACUUUUAGCUGCCUGCACAACCCCCACCCAUCCCUUCCCCCCGCCCGGCGUUCUAAAUACACACACACUGACAGAUACGCAUACACUAGCUAACAGAAACACACACUCACUGACACACACAGACACACACACACACACUCACUGACACACUCACACACAGUCAGACACACACACACACAAACAAACAAACAAACACACUCACUAACAGACACACACACUCACAGGUAAGCACACACUCACUAACAGACACUCACUAACAGACACACACUAGCAGACACACACACUCACAGGCAAACACACUCACACUAACAGUCAGACACACACACACUCACUAACAGACACACUCACUAACAGACACACACACUAACAGACACACUCACACACACACUAACAGACACACACACUAACAGACACACUGACUAACAGACACACUCACACACUCACAGACAUACACACACUCACUCACAUUAACACAUUUUUUUUUAAGCACCCCCCCAGCUUCCUUACUUUUGGGAGUGCUGGGGGGGGAAGGGGUUCUCUAUCUCCCUGGGGGUCCAGUGGCUGCUGGACGGGCGGACGGUGUUGGCAGGCGGCUGACGAGGGAGUACUUCCCCUGAGCACUCUGCUCAGCUCCCUCGCGCGCCUCACAGUGAGGCUGGGAGCCGGAAUAUGAGGGAGCUGAGCAGACCGUUCAGAAGAAGAGCUCCCUCGCCAGCCGCCCGCUGGCCCGCCCAGCCCAGCCCAGUAUGUUAGUUAGCCGCAAGGCUAACAAGGCAUUUGCCCUCGGCAUUUGGGGGGGGCGGCUUUUUUUGCCGCCCCCUGGAAAAUGCCACCCAAGGCAAAUGCUAAAAUGUCCCUCCACUAGGGUGGACUUAAGCAUGCGAUGUAAAUAUUGCAGCUUCUCAAAAAUCCAUUAUAAAGUGAUUUGGAUGACUAUAGUGUUCCUUUAAGGUUCUUUCUAUCUUUUUGACAUCCCAUAAUAAGGUGCACCACUAUCUUAAUAAUUAAAUAAUUCACUCUGAUGUAACACCACUAUCUCAAAAUGCACUCUUGUCUCAGAGUCUUGUGUCACAUUCUGAGAAGCUUUAGCUAUCGUUUAUUUUCUAAAUGUGAUUUCUUUCCAACACCUUUGAUAAUUGAUAUUAGGCCUUAUCUCUCACAUGCCCCACUCUUUUAUCUAACACCUUCACUUGUAGUUUUACAAACUCAUUAUUAGUAGAAAUUCCUGUCUUUGGUGUAAGCUCCUUCGCAGAUUUAUUGGAAAAUGCACUACAGGUUUUCUAACACACUCACACACUCACAGACAUACACACACUCACUCACAUUAACACAUUUUUUUUUAAGCACCCCCCCAGCUUCCUUACUUUUGGGAGUGCUGGGGGGGGAAGGGGUUCUCUAUCUCCCUGGGGGUCCAGUGGCUGCUGGACGGGCGGACGGUGUUGGCAGGCGGCUGACGAGGGAGUACUUCCCCUGAGCACUCUGCUCAGCUCCCUCGCGCGCCUCACAGUGAGGCUGGGAGCCGGAAUAUGAGGGAGCUGAGCAGACCGUUCAGAAGAAGAGCUCCCUCGCCAGCCGCCCGCUGGCCCGCCCAGCCCAGCCCAGUAUGUUAGUUAGCCGCAAGGCUAACAAGGCAUUUGCCCUCGGCAUUUGGGGGGGGCGGCUUUUUUUGCCGCCCCCUGGAAAAUGCCACCCAAGGCAAAUGCUAAAAUGUCCCUCCACUAGGGUGGACUUAAGCAUGCGAUGUAAAUAUUGCAGCUUCUCAAAAAUCCAUUAUAAAGUGAUUUGGAUGACUAUAGUGUUCCUUUAAGGUUCUUUCUAUCUUUUUGACAUCCCAUAAUAAGGUGCACCACUAUCUUAAUAAUUAAAUAAUUCACUCUGAUGUAACACCACUAUCUCAAAAUGCACUCUUGUCUCAGAGUCUUGUGUCACAUUCUGAGAAGCUUUAGCUAUCGUUUAUUUUCUAAAUGUGAUUUCUUUCCAACACCUUUGAUAAUUGAUAUUAGGCCUUAUCUCUCACAUGCCCCACUCUUUUAUCUAACACCUUCACUUGUAGUUUUACAAACUCAUUAUUAGUAGAAAUUCCUGUCUUUGGUGUAAGCUCCUUCGCAGAUUUAUUGGAAAAUGCACUACAGGUUUUCUAAGCCUCCUUUCAUCACUCUGUAGUAAUGAAAACCAGGGAUCUGACUCACCAAAUCAGUUUUACAUUCUGUCCUUCGGAGAGAUCACACUGGUGUUUCCACAUAAUUAUGAUUUUCAGAGCAGUGCCUCUGCUUUAUGCCAAGUUUUACCUGAGGACAGAGAACAGAUGUGUCUUUGGCAGAGAUACAAGAUGUCAGAAUAAAGGUGCAUUCUUUGGCCAGCUGUGCGUGGUUGGAAGGGUCCUGACAUGGGAAGAUAUUUGAUUAGGGUUGAAAGCUGACAGGGCGCAUGUGUUAGCUCUUUCCUGCUAGGACAGAGAGAGUUUGGAUGAUUUAUAUAAAGAACAGAAUAAAAAACAAGUAAAUUCAGAUUUAAAAGAACUGUCAACUGCAGACCAUUAAUAAUAAAGUGAAGCCAACUAUGAUUUUAUUUAUUAAACUUUACAUUUUAUAUCUGUACAGAUUUUCGGUAUCAAACUUUGCAGAAUGUCCUCCUCUUGUAAUACAGUAUAAUUGUCUGGAAAUGUGUGGUGCUUGCUACAUAUUUCCCUGGUGACUGGAUACUAAAUCCAUUGAGCUCCAUGUGAAAAGGCUUUGGUUCCACCAUUUAAGGAUAGGAUGGAGUUAAUCUCCCUAAACCAUUGUUUUCCCCUCUUUGUAAAUCUACCCUUAUUUGUCAUCCACUACUAGUAAAGUACUAAGUAUAAUAGCUUAUUAUGUAGCUAUCUCCUCUUGAUAAGUUGAAAAUAUGUGGUAACUUUGUGUUCAGAUCACAUAGACACAACCAUUCUUCUUGUCCCAAUUUAGAACUACAUUUGUGAAAAUAUAAACAUAGAUGUGUUGUGUUUUCUUGUGCCAUGUUCUAGAAUAGUGCACAAUGUAAGGUUAUAUAUUUAUAAAACAAUUGAAGUGAGGUCUAAUUUCUUUCGUUAAAGUGGCUGUAUAACUACCCUCAAAAAAAUUGUAUUUCAUAAAGAUAAAAAUCUUUCUUAAAUACUUAAAUUGACUGUGUUGGAAUUUCACCAUCAAGUUUUAUAAUUUCCUCCAGCUGUCACUAGUGACAGCUGUGAGGAAAAAGUUAUUGUCUAUGGAGGCUCCCGCAGCCUCGCAAGGUCCCCUAUAGAUAUCAGAUUUGCAUGCAUGAGAGUACAGCACUGAUGUGGACUCCUGGCAAUUUGAUGCUCCAGAGUUGAAUAGGACCUACUGGAUAGAAAGGGCAGUGACUGUGAGGGACAGGUUCAGGUACGCAAAAUAUACCUUCCCCUGCACCCCUGGGCCGCCAUAGUCUCAGAGAAACUAUGGUAUAAAAGCUAUUAUACAUUUUCCCGCUGUUUACAUUUUUAAAUUCCUCACUUCUCUCUGACUACGGUAAGUUAUCUACCAAGUUAUCUAUGACUGGUUCAAAAAAAUAAUCACAGAAUUAUGACAUGUUAAACUGAUGCGACUAGGGAACGUGCUCCUCAGUCCAUAUUCUGCUAAUCUACUCAUAGAAAUAUUUCUAAUUCAACUGAUAUUGUAUAUUGCACACAAAGCCCACAAUCACUACUAAAAUAGCACGUUUCAAAAUGCCCACUGUUUUUAAAAUAGCUCUAAUGGUGCUCUAUUAAUAACAGAGCAUCAUUACAGUGGCAUCAAACAAAUGUAUAAUUUAAAAUGCCAACAUUGAGAAGUAAUAACUGCAGUUCUGUACUGUGCCCCACUGUCUUUACUACAAACUUUAACUCAUUGGAUAGAUGCAUUUGCCCAACAAUGUGCACAAUCUUCACAAACAUUGAAUAGGGUGCAUAUGAGCAUAUCAUGUCCUGAUGAAGCCGUCUGAGAAUGGCGAAACGCGUAGGCAGAAGCGUGAGCACGUAAAGGAGGGGGCGGAGCCUGAUCACAAGCCGGGAACAUUGAAAGGCAACUAUUGAAUAUUCAUCUACUACCCGGAUCUCGCUAAUAGGAAUCCCCCCGAACUCUCUGCACAGGAGAGUGUGGGACAGCUUUGUUGUGAGUAACGGGAACAUAAAGCGUUUUACUCACCAUCGUUUCUAGUAAGCAGCAAUCUGUUUACAUUGCUAUUUUAGCUGUAUUUUAUUAUUUAUUAUUCUGAUUUUAAGCAUAGUGUAUUGUAAUACAAAUAAAUUGUUACUUUAAUAUCCAGCUGAAUAAGUAAAUGUAUGUGACAACCAGCACUAUUUAAAGAGUGCAAACAAUCCAUACAGAUCUGUACUAUGAUUUUCUUAAUUCCUUUUACAUGUUACAUAUGAAUUUGAGUAUCAUCCAGUGAGGAGUAUAAGUAUUCUCUUUUUUUAUAUAUUUUUGCUGCAUGGUGGAAGGGGCUUAUCAUCUUUAUAUUGCUCCACUUCUUAAUAUUGUAUUUAGAUAUCAUGUAUGUGGUGAAGGGAACACUUUGAAGUGUGGUAGCUGUAAUUGAUUAAAUACUUGUAAUAGUACAUUUAUAAAGUUUAUCAGAAACUUUUGCCCCUAUAGAGCCUGUGUAUAUUUAGUGCUCUGGUAUUAUUCAUUUACUUUAAGGUUAUAAACUGUUUGAAAACAGGUAACUCAUUCAGGUAAGAAAAUGCCCAGGGAACUCCUGGCACCAUAACAAAUUAAUUUUGAUUAAGUUGUUAUGGUACUUGGAGUGUUCCCUAAAUAAUAAUUAUUAUAUUUCGUCGUUCUAGUAUUAAAGGGACACUCCAGUGCCAGGAAAACAAAUCGUUUUUCUGUCACUGCAGGUCCCCUCUCCCUCCCAACCCUUAUCCCAUGUUGCUGAAGGGGUUAGAACCAGUGCCAUGUCGCUCGGCGCUGGUUUAGGGUCCAUCCACGCUCCUCCCCCACCGACGCCAUCUGGCGGGGGUGACCGAUUGCGCAUGUGCGCCGCCAGCGGGGGAGACCUAAUGCGCAUGCGUGGCAAUGCCGCACGUGCGCAUUAGACCUCUCCAUAGGAAAGCAUUGAAAAUGCUCUUAGUGCUUUCCUAUGGGGAUUUUAGCGACGCUGGAGGUCCUCACAUAGUGUGAGGACGUCCAGUGACGCUAUAGCACAGAAAACAUGUGCUAGAAACCAGGAAGUGCCCUCAAGUGGCUGUCUAUUAGACAGCCACUAGAGGAGUUAACCCUGCAAUGUAAUUACUGCAGUUUAUGAAAACUGCAAUAUUUACAGUUCCAGGGUUAAGGGUAGUGGGAGUUGGCACCCAGACCACUCCAAUGUGCAGAAGUGGUCUGGGUGCCUGGAGUGUCCCUUUAAUAUUUAUGGAUUAUGGUUCAUAAUGAAGACUCCAAAGUAUUUUUUACCUUAAAAUAAAAUUGAGACCUUAUAUUCAUGUUUUCUUUUAUUAUAUUCUGGGGUUACAGACAUUACCAGUGGUUAUCACACCUUCCAGUUAGUGGUCAUCUUGAUGUACGUACAGUGCUCCAGAUGAAUGAGCCACGUUGUGGUAUGAAGGAUAUAAGCCAAGCAAGAUGGCUGGAACAGUUCAAUGGACUGGUCAAUCGAAAACGCAAGAAGCGUUACACUCUAAAUAGUAAGUGGGUUGCAUAUUCCUGUGAAAACUAAUUUAAUUGAUGGAAGUAUUCUAUUGACAUCAAAAUAGGGAUUCUUAAUUAAAAUGAAAUAAUUAAUGUCCUAAUUUGUUCUCUCUCUGUUUCCUACCACUUUCCCUCCUAUCUGACUUAUUUCUUCUCUCAUCCUCUUGUUCUUCAAAUAUUACAUUUCUGAUUGGAUUCACAAUUACCCAAAUUAUUCUAAAUAUUUUACUUAUAACAUUAUUUUUAUUUUUUUUACCAAAUUCCUUUAUUUGUCUGUCUGCAGAAAUGUUUUUUCAGGUAUUUCAGCAUUUUCCCAUUUCUAUAGUUAUUUUUUUCUUCAAAAACUGUAAAAAAAUUUAGAACAACUUUUUUUUCCUGUCUGUCUCUCUUUCUUUUUCUUUCUUUCUUUCAUUCUUUUUUCUUUCUUUUUUUCUUUCUUUUUUCUUUCUUUCUUUCUCUCUCUUUCUCUCUCUCUCUCUCUCUUUCUCUCUCUUUCUCUCUCUUUCUCUCUCUUUCUCUCUCUCUUUCUCUCUCUCUCUCUCUCUCUCUCUCUUUCUCUCUCUCUUUCUCUCUCUCUCUUUCUCUCUUUCUCUCUCUUUCUCUCUCUUCUCUCUUUCUCUCUCUCUUUCUCUCUCUCUCUCUUUCUCUCUCUCUCUUUCUCUCUCUCUCUCUCUCCAUAUAUCUACUAUAUUAUUAGAAAUUAAAUCACCAAUUUUUUACGGAAAGAUAUAACGAGAUGUAUAUUGUUUCAUGUGUUGUCUGUUUGCCAUGUCAUGUUUCAGAUGCAUUUAUGCUAGAAAUCCAACAUUAUGAAUCUACUUUCCCUGUGACCUUUGGGAUGGCUCUGAACAAUGCCUUCUUUUUUCCUGAUUGUUUCUUUUGUCUUGUGAAAUUUGAAUGACGACUUUUGGAAUGUUUAACAUAUAAGAACAAGUUCCAGUAUAGCCAUACAAAGAGAAUGAAUCAGAAUACCAUCCAGAUAUAAGAUUCCAAGCAGUUAUGGAUUUACUGUUGUUGGGAGCUGGCAGGGUUUUAUCUAGGAAUGCAAAUAACAUAAUCACGAAAAAUAAUGCAAAAUGUAUUUCUGUGUGUAUUAGCAAUGCAAGGGUUCUGCGCAUACUGGAGGAGCAGAUACAAAGGAAAGAAGACAAAGUGGGCACUUUCGUAGAAUUCCCAUUACACAUGCAGCUAGGGCCAGAUUAAGAACCCAGUGGACCUGGUGCUGACAAUUAUGAGGGGCCUAAUUCCGAAUCACGGAAGCAGAAUCGCCAAAAGAGACAAACAUGCCAAAAAAGGGGGCGUGUCUGCAUGAAGAAUUGGAAGGCCAAUCAUGCAGACUGGCCAACUAAGGGCAUAUUAUGCAGGCAGCACCCUGAGCUUGGCAUAAAUGUGUCUCCACACUUUCUAAGGACUGUUCCCUAGCACUCACUUGUCCACUCCUCUCCUUACCUUCCAACUAGCAGACAGAAUCUCCUGAUAUACAGUCUGGGACAGAGAAAAGGUGUAUGCAGUGAGUGUAGAAGAAAAGGGAACAAGCCACAGUGUUAGAGAGACUGAAGCAGCAAGACCAUUUGCACAGUGUGCAAAGUCAGCUUUACCGUAGCUAAUUUCAUUGUCAGCCAGUACACACGUUUUGUUCCCCUAUAUCCCUAUUAAGUUUCAAUAGUUAAGCAAGAGCAAGGGAAGAGUAGCAAAAAAAAAAAUGCUCCAUCAGCCCCUAUGUUUAUCCGGCACUGCAUGCAGCCCCUACACAUUCACAUAUAGAACCAAAUAUAGGAACAAGUUCCACAAUUCCAAUCACACACAUACAGCACCCACAUACUUCAGAAUUACACACACAUACAUUACAUGCACAUAUUUCCUCACAAAUCCUAUCACAGCAACAUACACUGAUCAGCUACAACAUUAUUAAAACCACCGAACAGCCCAGUGAAUAACAUUGAUUAUAUUGUUACAAUGGCACCUGUCAAGGGGUAGAAUAUAUUAUACAGCAAGUGAACAGUCAGUUAUUGAUUGUCAUGUGUUGGAAGGAGGAAAAUGGGCAAGCAAAAAGAUCUAAGUGACUCUGACAACUGCCAAAUAGCGAUGGCUAAACAACUGGUUCCAAGCAUCUCCAAAAUGACAAGUCUAACAGGCAGGUGGUUUUAAUGUUAUGGCUGACCAGUGUACACACACAACUCCAAUGAUUUCCCUUAGGUAAGCAUGGAGCAUUCAGCAAUGUAAUGUAGUCCCUUUAAAGGCCACCCCUCUAGUUUAAUGUAGUUCCCAAGUUCAUGCUUAGGUCACUCUCACUCAUAAUUCCAAGAUUUUACUAUUAACAUGACGUAAAUUCAUGAUUUUAUUAAUGACACGGAGGCGAGUAUUAUGCUUCUCUUUCUUUAAUUUUCUUUCGGCAGCUAAGAGAGAUGUAUAAAAAAAAGAGAGAAAAACAACAUAACAUUAGCAUAUUCACAGUGCUACCAAUAGUGUCCACCCCCUUAGUAUAUAAGAUGUAGCACUCCAUCCUUCCUCUUUCCGCAGCGAUCCGAAGACCAGCUAAUAACCAAAACGAUAAACUUGAACUGAAACUGGAACAUCGGAUAGUAGUCAUACAUCCAUUCUUUAUGGCCAAACUGUAGACGUGUCCUCCAAAACUUCAACACCUUGAUAGAAGUAUUCAGGCUAAAAAGAGAGGAGAAAUAUGGUAAUAUCUCGAUUGUCACCUGCUUGUAACAUAUACUUCAACAUUACAGCGGUUAUCUGGGCCUGGAGACAAAAUCUAUUGCCAUCAUACAUUAUACACAUAAGCAAAACUUAUCUAACGUGAUAAGCUAACCUUUAUGGCCACUUACCGGAGCAAAGAAGGGUCUAAUAUGAAAUACCUGAGUAUAUCGACACACCUAAUCUACGACUGCCCGUCAUGUGAAUUUCAAUAAUUCCACUCUGGGAGGGUGGGAGGGAAUAAUACUCGCCUCCGUGUCAUUAAUAAAAUCAUGACUUUACGUCAUGUUAAUAGUAAAAUCUUGGAAUUUUAUUAAAGACACGGAGGCUCCUAUUAUGCUCUUUUAAAGCUGAGCUAUAACCCUUUCUGACAAGUGCUGGAUAGGUUGAAAAUAAAAAUUCCGGAAUGAAGAUUCCGUAGACCAAUCUGCGGCCUUCAAGAUGUCUUCCAAUCAACAUCCUAUUGUCGAUGCCUUAGAGGCCAUAGCACCCCUGACAGAAUGGAAUGAGAAGACCGUGACAUCUAUCCCGGCCGAAGCCAAUAACCACUUGACCCAACGAGCGAGAGUAGGAAGAUGUUGUUUCUUCAGCAAGAUGAACAAAGGUCCGUCAUUAGACGGGCAUAGAGUAGAAGUGCAAGAUUCGUAUUCUUUUAGGCACAGCAUCGGGCAUAGAUUGGGUUGGUUUGGAAUUCUUGGGUAGAAGACCUGCUUAGUUGCUGAUUUCGUUCUCCGCGAGAUAUCGAAUGACACUCCUUCCGGAUUGAAUACACGGGCCUGCCAGUCCAAAGCCCUCACGUCAGACACUCGCUUACAGGAUAGCAGACAGCAUAAUCAAUUUUGUCAACAAUUGUUUUAAUGACAAUUCUGUGUUAGAGGGCCAUUCGUCUAGGAGCCUGAAUACCACGUUAACAUCCCAAAAGGAUCCAUAUCUAGGUUUAGGUGGGCGUGAGAAACAAACACCCUUGAGCAGACGACAGACCAAGGGAUUCUGCCCGAUUGGAAGUCCGUCCACGAUAUCAUGACCUGCCGAGAUGGCCGAUUGGUACAUGUUGACGGUACGGAAGGCCUUGCCUGAUUCGAAUAGGUGCGUCAGGAAAUCCAGCACCGUUUUUACAGAGGUUGAUACGGGAUCCACCAAUCUCUCCAGGCACCAAUUGGACCAUGUCCUCCAUGCCGCAGCAUAGGAACGCCGUGUUCCUGGUGCCCAAGCAUUUGCCAGGAGUUGGGUAGUUGUUCUCGAAACCUCUGUGAUUUCCCAAGGUUCCCGGAAAGGAGCCACGCCAUGAGAUGAAGAAGUCCUUGUUCUAUCAGGUUGUGAUUCUCCCCAACCGGGAUUGGUUAGCAGGGGUUGAUCCGGUAGCAACUGUGGGCAAUCGAUCGCCAUUUCCUGUAGAUGGGGGAACCAAGGUUGAGAUCUCCAGCAUGGGGUUAUCAGGACCAUCAUGCUCCUGCAGCGUCGGAGGUAAACCAGAGUUCGAGCAAUCAGGUUGAACGGAGGGAAGGCAUAUGCUCGUCCCUUGGUCCAAUCCUGGAGGAACGCAGAUGCUUCCGGGUCUGGUCGCCAGCUGAAAAACUGAGGAAGCUGUGUGUUCAGUCUGGAUGCAAAAAGACCCACAGUCAAAGGUCCCCAUAACUGAACGAUCUUGUAGAAUACCUUCGGUUGAAGCCUCCAAUCCCCCAAGUCCCUCAGGUAUCGGGAGUUCCAGUCCGCAGUGUAAUUGUCCAACCCCGGUAUGUGUUCCACGGUUACCGUCACGUUGUUCUGCAAACAAUAAUGCCAGAAGUCUCGAGCCAAGACUGCUAAGAUACGUGACCUGGUACCUCCCAGAUGGUUUAUGUAUCUGGCUGCCGAGACGUUGUCCAACUUGAGUAGGAUCGAGCAUGAAAUGCCCCUGGGUGAGAGGUUGCGGAUGGCAAACGAGGCUGCCAGCAGUUCCAGGGAGUUUAUAUGUAGGAACGAUUCGUCUACUGACCAUCUGCCUCCGGUGGAUAUGGAGCCGCAACACGCGCCCCAGCCAUGUAAGCUUGCGUCCGACUCUAUCACGAGAUCCGGGGUGGAAUCGAAGAUUGCUCGACCGUUCCACGCUUCCAUCUGGGUUAACCAGCAGUUCAGUUCUUCCCUGGACUCCUCGUCCAGGGUGAUGUUGGUCUUAUAUGAUUGGCCGUUUCUUAGGCAGGAUGCUUUCAGUCGUUGUAGCGCCCGAUAGAGUAAUGGUCCCGGGAAGAUCGCUUGGUUGGAGGCCGCCAGUAGUCCGAUCACUUGUGCCAAUUGUCUCAGAGAAAUGUCUGGACGGUUCAUUAACCGCCUUAUUUCCCUUUUGAUAUUGGACAUCUUUUCUGCCGGGAGGCAUAGAAUUUGUCAGACGGAGUCGACUCGGAACCCCAGGAAUUCUGUUGAGAAGGUUGUAGCACCGAUUUCUCCCAGUUCACCAGGAAACCGAGGUUCUGGAGGAGAUGGAGGGUCCAUGACAAGUGGGUUAUCAGUAUGGACCGUGUCCCCGACAGUAGGAGGAUAUCGUCCAGAUAUAUAAUAAGACGGACCCCGUGUAACCUGAGAAAGGCAAUCACUGGCUUCAGAACUUUUGUGAAGCACCAGGGAGCAGAGGAUAGUCUGAAAGGAAGGCAUGAGAAACGCUAUUUCUUUGCCCCAAUCCUGUGAUCCAGUUCUAUCGGGACCAUUAGAUACGCGUCCUGUAAAUCGAGUUUUACCAUCCAAUCUCCCGGGAGGAGUAGGUCUCGGAGGCAGUGUAUGCCCUCCAUCUUGAAAUACCAGUAUUGGACAAAGGCAUUGAGGGGUUGCAGGUUGAUAACAGGGCGGACGCCUCCGCCUUUUUUCGGCACUAAGAACAGGUUGCUCACAAAACCUGGUGUAUCUAGAGGGAUUUCCUCUAUAGCAUUUUUGGUCUGCAGAACCCUGAUCUCCCAGGAGAUGAGCUCGUGGUGGGACUUUGGUAUGUGGAGCACUCAUGGCGGGGAGUCCUGAAAGGGAAGACCCGUUAAUUCUAGGUGAUAACCCUUUAUGGUCUGCAACACCCAACUGUCGAAUGUGAUCAUAGCCCAAGCCUGAGAGAACAACGCCAACCUGCCCCCCACAUUUAUAUGGGAAAAGUGGGGGAAAAUUGUACUUACCAUAAGGGCGUUUUCCUGUGGAUGUUCCUCUGCCACAGUUAGCAUUCCAAGGCUUUCCUCGAGAGGGGAAGAACGGAGUAUAGGAACGCUCUUGGCUUGGUCUCUGAGUGUUGAAGGAGCCUCUGCCCGGUCUGGAGAAACUUCGGGAGUUGCGGCCGGAUAGACGGCUCCUACCUCUACCGGUCCUACCGAAAACCUUUUGGUUGAAGACUCGUUUAAUGGACGAUUGGGCUUUGUCCAGAGCCGUGAAGGUUUUUACGUAUGAGCCUAGGUCUUUUACAAAGGACUCACCGAAUAACAAGCCUUUAGCUGAAGCCCCUUGAUCUUGAGCAGGAUAGCUUUCCUGCCUUCAGUAGACAUGGUUGUAUUGGCGUUGCCGAUCAUACAGACUAGGCGUUGGAGCCAGCCAAACGCCACCUCAAAGUCCAAUUGUGCCUCACCCGACUGAGCUGCUUCCAGCAGUUCAUACAACUUAGUGACGGGACCUGGUGUAUCCAGGAACUUGUCCUGACAGUUACGGAGGGAAUAGUCUAGUCCCUUCUUUGGCUUCCAGACGGUUUUAGCCAGGAACUGGACUAUCUGUGGGUCCACUUCAGGGUUUUUUGCCACUGCAUCUGGUAUAAUGGGUCAGGGGCAUUCCGCUCUCAGCUUGUUACGACCCUCCUGGGAGAGGGAUUUACGUACCCUGAGGGCUAGGUACUAAGCGAUAUGCUCAGAGGGCUCCCAUUCAGCGGAUCGCGGAUGUCUUAAAUUAUCCGGGUCAAACAAGGGUAUCUCUUUUCUAUCGCGGGUUGCGUCUGUCCUGAGCACCUCUGACUGUGCUGUGGCAUGAGUUGGUGCCGAUGGGAACUGUUUUCCCUGGAGGCUCUCGCCCUCUGAGAACUCGUCCUCAUAAGGAUCAGAGUAAUGGUCGUCUGACCCCUCAUCCCCCUCAUCGUCUUAGUCAGACAGUAUAUCUUGGGCCCGCGCCUGUUUCUAUUCUAUGGCCGCCGUAGCCCGGCCAGCAGUUCUAAUGCGCGGUUGUUGGCCCCCGAAGCUUCGUGCUGCCCCCAGGGUGUCCAAAAUUCCCGAUCUCGGGGUCCGCUAUCUCUCCCACAGCCGUGAGUAUCUCGUGGGAUCGUUUGCUCCGGAGCCUCUCCUGCAUGCGACCGGUUAGCAUGGCGGUGCGGCCCUGCCCCAAUAAACGGAAUUUUUAAAUCAUAUUGAAUGAUACAUAGUAUCCAUAUAGGGACUUCUUUGUGUCAUCUGGAUUUUGUAUCCAUUGGACAUUUUCUGUAUACAAUUUAUCUACUUCUUAGGGUUACCCCCUUUGAAGUCCAUUUACACACUCCAGGCUCCCUUUUGGAGGUGUUCUCCUUUUCUUGUUAGUUAGGGUAAUUCACGAAUUUUAAUGUACUGACCUAGGAAUUUCACAAUUCACCAAAAGCACAUUCAAUUCAAGAUUUGCCCACUUCUUGGGUGGAGUUAAAAUAGUGUCCUCAUCCUAAUCCAGAUUCUUUGGUAGUGACAAAGUGUCUAAGAAACAAAGUAGAAAUGAUAAUUCAGAGAAUGUUUCAAUGUCUCAUCAUCACCUGUUUUUAUUGCACAUAUUUUUCUGCUGAAACCUUGAUGUCUUACCCAACUUCCUAGGGCUUUGAAACUCACAAAAAUGUAAAGAAUUUUAUCUUGAGGGUAUUUGGAGAUCCCAGGUGUCUGCAAUGAUGAAUCAGCUUGUGCAUGUGUGUGUGUGUGUGUGCGUGUGUGUGUGAGAGAGAGAGAGAGAGAGAUGAUAGAUAAAUAGAUAGAUAGAUAGAUAGAUAAGAACCAUAUUCAGAGAAAUGGUCAAGAAAACACAUUGAUAAUAUCUCACAUAGAAUCAUAGCAGAAUGUGGCACAUGGAGGUUUAUCAGGUCAUUUGGGCACUAACUAAUAGUUAAGUUGGCACUGCUAGAAUGAUCAAAUACAUCCGAUCGUUAAAGGAUUUGUAUUGCAUUAAAAUGUGCUUCUAAGGUUCAAAAUAAUUAAAACAUCUAAUGCCCAAUACAGAAUUUAUAAAUACGAUAAUGUUUACCAAAAUCUGACAAACUAAUCAUUUGAAAUCAGCUUGGGAAAUUAUAUUAUAACACUUAACAUUUAAGGGCAAAGGAACAAUAAGAACUUUAAAAACUGUUAAUGUGGUAAUUGACUAUUAAAAUCCCUUCUGGGGUUUAUUCACUAAACACUGAACUGUAGCACAUUGGUAAACAAAAAAGCCAAGUUGUAGCUAUAGCUGAGUUAAAUAAUUUGUCAAAAUCAGCUGUUUUUGUCUUAUUUUUUACAAUAUGGUUUACCAUUAGCUACUAUGUUACAUUAAACACCUUUAGGGUUUUUAUUUAGGUUAGAAAUUGCAUUAUUGUACAAAUUAUUUUGACCUAUGCAUAUAUAUAUAUAUAUAUAUAUAUAUAUAUAUAUAUAUAUAUAUAUAUAUAUAUAUAUAUAAACAAAUACUUACUGCUCCAUCCAUACUUUGAUUUAUUAUUUAGUUAAAUAAACUUUGCAUUAAAAGUCAACAAAUGCCAAAAAAGCAUUACAUUUAUAUGUGUCCUGUCCUGUCAUAAAAUUACUCUGUUUUUGGCUCUGUUAUAGAAAAAUGGGGGAAAAAAACAACAUAACUAUAAUUUACACAUAAUGUAUAGAUACACAAUUGUUGAUUAAUUAAAAGAGGGGUGUCGAGGGGGGAAGGGGGGAUGGGGUGUAAAUAGGCACAAAUUCAGGCACCAAACUCACUUGUGUUGUCUCAGUGAAUUUUCUUUUCUCUCUAGAUACCGUUUAAUCAUCACAUUUGCUAAUUGUCAUUCUUUUCUCUUUAAUUAAAACCAACUCUGUAGUCUUUGUUAACUAAAAAGGACAUCAAAGGGGAGAGCACAUAAUUGGGUUUAAUUGUUUACAAACCUAAACUCUAAAAUCAGUGUGUGCAGAAUUAUAAUUGGUAACCAUGACAAUACACUGUGUUUAUAGAAAUGUUUAAGGGGGAUUAAUUUCGUGUAGUUUACGAGAUAUGGCUAUAUUACCUUGUGUCUGCUUCACAUUUGAUCACUACUGAACAUUCUUAAAAGCAGUUUUGACUCUUAGAAUGAUUACGUGUGCCGUGCUUGCAUAUGUUUUCAAAAGAUUCAGGCUAAAUGUCUGUUGUCUGAGCUUGUUUUGACAUGAAUUCUAAUUGUGAGAUUAUUCUCCUAGGACAACUUGUAAAUUCUAGAUCAUCCACUGUUUUUUUUUCUUUUUAACACGGCGUUAAGUUGCAACUGGCAAAUUUGGCAGUUGUCUUGCAUCUUGACACUCAUUUUUUUAAUGCUUGAAGAAGAACUGUCAUGUCUGAACCUUUCACAAAACAUAAUAGCUAGAUAAAUCUUUUUUUUUUUUUUUUAAUUCCGAAAUGUAAAUUUAAUUUCCCUGUUUACACACUGAAACUGUAUGAUUUGUUCUGUAGAACUCAAGAUAUGUAGAAAAAUGAAAUAAUAAAUAAAUAAGAUUACUAAGAGUUAGAGUCAAUUCUAAAUAUCAAAAACAAAGAAACAAACAAACCGCCAAACAAAACAGAUUAAACACCAAUAUCAAACUAUGGCCUAUUUAAUAAGAUUCCCAAGUGAUUCGAUACUGUUAGAAACAUAUACAAAAUUUAUUUAUCUACAAAAAAUCCCAUAGAUUAAUGAUGACUUCUGUAAAUAAAUCAUUUGGAUUUUCAUUCCAACAGUAUUGAAUCAUUUGGAAUGCUUAAAUCAAGGUCUUAGUAUGUUACUCUUUCCUUUUUUUGUAUAUUUAUGAAUUCUUUAUUAUGUCUGGCAGGCCUUGAAAAAUUGGUGCCCAGCAGUAUGUGGGAUUGAUAUGCUUUAGGUGUGAAAACAAGUAAAUCAAUAAUUAAUGCACAUUACUUGUUUUUAUUGCCUGGCAAAACUUUCCAACAGAAAGCUGGAUUCAUUCAAAACACUAAAGUAAUUUACAAAACACACUGAAAACAUAUGCGUACAUUUUAAGUUUCCUGCGUUUCUUACUCAGUGUGACAAACUACCCUUUUCCUGUGAGUUUGCCAUGAGUUUUGGAGGGGCUUGUUGCCCCAGGACCUGGUAUUAGACCUGGCUUCAGCACCGUGGACAGGCUUUGUUCAUGCCUUUUCCCCUCUGUGCUUCGGUAUAUGGGGCUACCGAAUGGAUUCUACUUAUGGUGUUCGUUUACCGAACAAACAACCGAACAGUCAGACCACACAAAAGUGGAGUGUGCAGCCCAUUUGCCCUCCAGGCUGGGAGUUAACCACAACCAAUUGACAAACGGCUGGGUGGUCGCUGUUCGUAUAGUCCAAAACGUGGUGGCGGCCAUCUUGUGUAGUCGAGCGCGUCCAGUGGUGUUUUGUCGUCGAACGCAUGGAACUCAAUUGGACACUUGAGGGCACAAACACCGUUGAGACUUCCACCUCCAGUUAGGUUCGGCUAAAUAUGCACGAACAGAGCGCUGUUCGGUAGAAAUAAUCUACCGAAAACACUUCAACACUGACUUUGUGCACGAACGAUCCCGUUCGACUAUUUGAAGUGCACUUUAGUCAUUGGAAAUAGACCAGCCGCACAACCUAAUUCUCUGGAACUAUUUUGGGCAUGAAGCCAUGCUUGCGGCCAGUCAAAAAGAGACUUCCGUGAAACUUUUGAACACCUGCUCUGAUUUGGGUGAUUUUUGGAUAUGUUGUUCACCCAGAUCAGGCCUAUCAGGGCAUGUGACUUUUAUGUUGUAUUUUGGGGUACUUAUGGGACUUUGUGAAAUAUGUGUUUUUCAUGCUUGGGGAUAAUUACGUUAAGACAUUAUCUACCUUAUUUGUAUCACAGGCAGAGGAGAGGGAUUGUGUGCUGUAAGUGGGAGUGUCAGGCAUUGUUACAUUGAUGCUAUUGGUCUGUACAAUUUGUGUCCUGUGCCCCAUCAGGUCCAGUGGGUGUUCAUCUGGCCUGAAAAGUUGUAUAAAAAUCCAACCUGUACCAUUAAACUCUCAGAUCAUAUUGUACCUUCAUGAAGUUUCAGCUCAUGUUUGGGGGAUUGGAGAACUACAUUCACUCUGAGGAUUAAUAUAAUCACUAUACUCCAUAAUCAUUAACUCUUGUAAGAGCUGUUCCUGCUGGACUCUCUGGAGCAAGAAAGGGUCACCCACUGGAAUCUGUAGUCUUGUUGUAGGUCCAUGGUGGUUAGGAGAGGACGAGACCCCAACCAAGCGGCGGCGGUUCAUGGGGGUUUGCAGUAGUUAUGGUGUUCCAGCACAGUGCUUAUGGUACUCGUCAGUACUAGGAAGCAGCGAUUGACGGAGGUACCCGGUCGGGGUGCAGUCGGUCCGUCACACUCGGUAAUAUGAAUGUUAAUAUUAAUAAUAAUAGAACUCCACUAGCUGGUGGCAUUCUUUCACUCUAUUAUAGUAAAGAAUUUGGGAGUUGGUGGUGUUAAUAAAGCGAUACAGUGGAAGAGUAAAGAGACCUCCAUGACACACGAUGUUCUGUGUGUUCUGUGACUAUUGUGCUAUAAAAGAAUUUGCCUAUUUAUGGUCAUGAAGUUAACAACACUUGGUAAAUUAAAUUGGUAUGUCUCUCUGCCAACCGACAUCCUCAAGUCUGCCCACCAAAAUAAUUACUGGAUAACAAAUUUAAACCUUAAGUAUAACACGUUUAGAAUGUGGUUCGUGAUGAAUUGUUGGUUUAUCUAAAGAUGAUAAAUAUGAUGGUCCAUGCUAAAUAAAUAGGCACAUAAAAUGCAUUCUUUGUUAUCAUAUCAUGCUUUGACUCUACUUUGUCCAUAGUCAGGAUGGAAAGGAAGAAAAAACAGAUACACAUAAGAAUUGUCAUCUUUCUCCUCCCAUUAGCCAUCUGUCUGUGGUACCAUGUAUAUCCUUGUUAAUUAUUUCCUCCAUCAUUAAUCCACAUAGAUGUACGGGCCCGUAUUUUAUGGUAGGAAGUAACUGAAAGAGCCCUUAACUUUCUCUGUAAGUUCAUUCAAUAGGCAGAUUUCUCUGAAUUUAUGUACUACAAGAGACCAGGUUUAGGAGUUCCUGGUGGUAUCAAGUUUUUACAGUGCUCUUCUGGGGCCUAUGUAAGUUUACAGAUUAAGAUUAUAUUCACGUAAAAUUGUGUCCUUAGUCUUUGAAAAAUUAAUAACUGUGGUAUAAUAUCAUAUGGUGUAUGGAGCAGCACAACCAAUAGGUUCUUUACUUUGACACUGAAGAGGUUCAACAUCUGGAGAAAAUCUGGUGAAAAUGACCAAAUUCCAGGUUGAUUAAAGCUAAAUCUUGUUGGAAUUCAGUAGGACCGACUGGAUUUGCAGCAAUGUUUCGAUGCAUUUUGUGUUUGGAUUAAAAUCAGUUCAUUCACAUCUAAACCCUAUACACAUUUUUGGUAGGAUUUGGAGAAAAAUUCAGGACCAAAUGCAUCCUGCAAAAUGCAGGUUCAAUUUAUCAUUCACUUGCAUUUUGCCUGUUGAAUAAUAAUUUGAAGUACUAUUUACCUGCUAGCAGCCAGUAGAAAAAAAAAAAAAAAGGUUAACCAUGUGGCAAUUGACCAGCACUUGCUAGCCAGUCGCCUCAUUCAAACAGUAAAAAACAAAUAAAUAGAAAAGGCAAAAUUGUAAUUUUAUUUCAAUGGAGGUUUUAAAUGACAAGUUAGGGGCAAAUCUACUAAAUAUUUGCCAUUGCUGCUUAGUCUCUUAGUCUCGGCAUGGGAAUGGGGCCUGUAAAAUAUUAUAGGGGCAUAGUUCCCUUCUAUGGGCAUCAGGUUGGGGACUUUAAAAUAAAUAACAUGGGGUAGCCAGAUCACUGUCCAUCCAUCUGCCUCCACAUGUAGUCAGUAGGGGGCUAUUACAUUUUAUAUUUUAAAAACCUAAUGUCGCCCAUUACACCACCCAAGGGUGGAUAGUGGGCUAUUGUAUAAUAAUUGGGAGGAACUAAUGUCCCCAUCCCAGCCCCUAUCCAUUGGUGGCAGGUGGGGGCUAUAUUAUUAUACAGGGGGAGGGUGAACACGCCAUUGUCCUCCCCGUAUUAGUGGCAUGGUCCACCUUCUAAUUUAAAUUAAAUUAACGCUACCCACCAUUCUCACCCUAAUAAUAGUGGGGGUGCAUUAACCUAAUACCUAUAACAUUUAUAACAUAUACUUGCCAGUAGUUAUACUUAAAUAUUUAGUAGAUAUGUCUCCCUUAUAGACAUAUUUAGUCUUAUUGACCCCCAUAGGCUAGGCUUUUUUAUUUAUUUACUGUUACUUUUUUAAUGUUACAUAGUUACAUAGCUGAAAAGAGACUUGCGUCCAUCAAGUUCAGCCUACCUCACAUUUGUUUUUUGCUGUUGAUCCAAAAGAAGGCAAAAAAACCCAGUUUGAAGCACAAUUUUGCAACAAACUAGGAAAAAAAUUCCUUCUUGACCCCAGAAUGGCAGUCAGAUUUAUCCAUGGAUCAAGCAGUUAUUACCCUACAUUGAAAGAUUAUAUCCUUGAAUAUUCUGUUCUUGCAAGUAUGCAUCUAGUAGCCGUUUGAACAUCUGUAUGGACUCUGAUAAAACCACUUCCUCAGGCAGAGAAUUCCACAUUCUGAUUGUUCUUACAGUAAAAAAACCUUUCCUUUGCCUUAGACGAAAUCUUCUUUCUUCCAGUCUAAACUCAUGGCCUCGUGUCCUAUGUAAAGUCCGGUUUGUGAAUAGAUUUCCACACAAUGGUUUGUAUUGGCCCCGAAUAUAUUUGUAUAAUGUUAUCAUAUCCCCUCUCAGGCGACGUUUUUCUAAACUAAAUAGGUUUAAAUUUGUUAACCUUUCUUCAUAGCCGAUAUGUUCCAUUCCUUUUAUUAAUUUUGUAGCCCGCCUCUGCACUUUUUCUAGUGCCAUAAUAUCCUUCUUUAGAACAGGUGCCCAAAAUUGCACAGCAUAUUCAAUAUGGGGUCUUACCAGUGAUUUAUAAAGAGGCAAAAUUAUAUUCUUGUCCCAAGAAUGAAUGCCCUUUUUCAUGCAUGACAAUACCUUACUGGCCUUGGCCACUGCUGAUUGACAUUGCACAUUGUUUCAUAGUUUGUUGUCUAUAACAAUUCCCAAGUCCUUUUCAUGUGUUGUUAUCCCUAAUUCGCUUCCAUUAAGGGUAUACGUUGCUUGUGUAUUCUUUACGCCGAAGUGCAUAACUUUGCAUUUUUCAACAUUAAAUUUCAUCUGCCAUUUGAGUGCCCAGUCCCCCAGUCUAUCUAAAUCCCUCUGCAGCAAAGUAAUAUCUUGCUCACAUUGUAUUGUUUUACAAAGUUUGGUGUCAUCUGCAAACACUGAAACAUGACUUUCAAUGCGGUCUUCAAGAUCAUUUAUAAACAUGUUAAAUAGAAGGGGUCCCAGAACAGACCCCUGAGGGACACCACUUGCCACCUCUGUCCAGCUUGAAAAUUUACCAUUAAUGACAACUCUUUGUACUCUGUUUUUAAGCCAAUGUUCUACCCAAGAACAAGCAUUUUCAUCUAGACCGAUUUCCUUGAGUUUGAACACUAAUCUAUUGUGUGGAACUGUAUCAAAUGCCUUGGCAAAAUCCAAAUAGAUCACAUCCACGGCAACACCCUGAUCUAUACUUCUACUUACUUCUUCGUAGAACGCAAUCAAGUUAGUUUGACAUGACCUGUGCUUCAUAAAACCAUGCUGAUUUUUGCUGAUAACCAUGUUCUUCUCAAGGAAUUCUUGAAUAUUAUCCCUUAAUAACCUUUCAAAUAUUUUACCAGCCACAGAAGUUAAGCUCACAGGUCUAUAAUUUCCAGGCAAGGAUUUUGAACCCUUUUUGAAUAUAGGAACCACAUCUGCCUUCCUCCAAUCCUCCGGAACACUUCCUGAAAGAAAAGAAUCUUGAAAGAUUAAAAACAGAGGUUCACUUAUUUCUGCACUUAGUUCCUUAAGUACACGUGGAUGGAUACCGUCAGGCCCUGGAGCUUUGUUUAUAUUAACUUUCUUUAGUUGCUGCAGCACCUUGUCUUGAGUUAACCAAUUACAAUUAUUCUGCAAGUUUUUAGUAGCAAUCAUUUGCACAUCUAUUGCCAUGGGUUCUUCCUUAAUAUAUACGGAGGAGAAAUAGUUAUUUAAAAUUCCUGCCUUUUCCUGGUCUAAAUUAAUUAACACCCCCGUUUCAGUUUUUAGUGUACCUACACUUUCAUUUUGUUUUUUUUUAGAAUUUAUGUACUUAAAAAAUGUGCUAUCUGGCAAGCGCUGGCCACCUGCCACAUGGUUAUCCCUUGAGCUGCAGUAGGUGGGGGCAUAGGGAGGAUUAUAACCUCUCUUAUUGUAAUAUUGUGGUCUUAUUGACCUCCAAUAGCCUUAUUUCUAAAAAAAAUUCUGUGGCUGAAAGGGCUUUUCUUAAUAUUGAUAUUUCCGCAGUUUAGCAGAUAACUCCUUAAAUUGAUAAUUUCCUUGGUACCUUUGUGACUGCUCCCUUCAAAUUAGAAAAUUCAAAAGUAUUUGAAUCGAAAUGUUAAAAACUUACACAUUUUUAACAUUGGAUAUGUUUCCCAAAUAAUAAAAUUUUUGGAUGUUUUUGUAAAAAGUUUUAAAAUGUUUUUUUCAACAUAUAAAAAUAUAUCAUAUAUAAAAAUUUAUCUAUAUAGCGAGUUGUAUCAAUUGUAUCAAUAUAGCAAAUUAUAUCAGAAUUGUCAUGAAAUUAUGUAAACAUUUAUUCAAAAAUAUAAAAUCAUUUAAAAAGCCUAUCCAACAAUAUUAAAUUAAGGCCUUUAGAUGAAACGACAUUAAAAGAAAAUAACGAUUCAAUCUGAAAUUAAACUAAAUCAAUUUUUUCCCUGUGUACAUUUCUAGUGAAUAGUACCUGUAGAUGUGGCUGACAUAAUCUUUGAUUCUCUCACCUUGUGCUUUCUCUUGCCAUAUGAUUAACAAUGUUUGUAUCCUUAUGCAAUAGUUAAUUAUUUUAGGACAUGGUUCUAACAAGGUUCAGACAUGAAAAGAUUAAAAAAAAAUCAAGCAGUCAUGAUUACAUUUGCCAUUUUAUGGGCUUGUCUGUUCAAGACAACUAUCUGUAUAUUGUUUUUCCAUGUACUUAUCAUUCGGGAGUGUAAUGACAGAUUGACUCAUUAUGUUCGUGAGAUGCUGAACAUCAUCACCAUAGAUCUGGCAGUAAUUAACUAUUUGUUAAGCUCAAGUAAAGGUAUUUUAUUUAAUCUCUGUUUGUUGAGUUGUCACUAGUGAAUUGCAUGUAAAAUAUUUCUAGCCAGAAACAUCCUACAUACACAGUGAGCAUGUACAUUCUCAAGAGGACACUAUAGUCACCAGAACAACUGCAACUACCCUGCAGGCAUUUUCAUGCAAACACUAACUUUCCAGAGAAAAGGCAGUGUUUACAUUGCGCCCUAGGGAUAACUCCAGUGGCCACUCCUCAGACGGCCACUGGAGGUGCUUCCAGGGGCAUUGUUGUAUAGAUGCUGAAUUUUCCUCAUAGAGAUGCAUUGAUUUAAUGCAUAUCUAUAAGGCGGUGCUGACUGGCCAAACCAGAGUUUCGCCCUGCCUCUCUCCCACCUCCUUGCCAAUUUCAGCCAAUCCAAUCCUUUCCAUGUGGUAAUAUAUGCUGUGGGAAAGCAUUGGAUUGGCUAAAAAUUGUAACCCACGCGGCACUGGAAAUAUGGUACGUUGUAUUACCUUUUAAGGGGUUAUGGGUGGGCAAACCACCUAAAUGGUGGUUUUAACAGUAUAGGGUCAGAAAUACAUGUUUGUGUUCCUGACCCUAUAGUGAUCCUUUAAUGAUAGCAUCCAAUGCAUUUAAUUUAUUUAAUCUAAUAAUACAUCAUUCUUAUACUUUACAUUCUUUACAUUGCCAUAGUAAAAGCAAUUGUCCAAUGUAAUUGUACUCCUUUUACCAACUUUGGCCUUAAUUUAAUAAACUUUCCAAAUGAUUGAAUACUGUUAGAAAAACUUUCCAAAUGGUUUAUCUUCAGAAGUCACCAUUACAGUCCAUCUGAAUUUCUUACAUAAAUAAUUUGGAAAGUUUUCUAACAGUAUUCAAUCAUUUGGAAAGCUGAUUAAAUUGAGGCUUUUACAAGGAUGAAAGGUCGGCUGGAUAUAAAACUUGUGGCUUCAGAUUGUAGACUGUAUUGCAAACAUUGAUGGUUUUUUUAAUCGGCAUGUAUGUUAGAGAGAAUUAUUCCUUUGCUAGAUCUAUAAAUAAAAUGUGUCUCUGUAUUUAUCAUACACAGAAAAAUGGUACAAGCAUCAUCUGACAUAUCAGAUUCUCAACUGGCCUUGGUACCUAUCCCCGCACCAGGUGAGACAAGCCGUAAAAGCAGCGUUCCAGCUGUGGGGUAAUGUCUCUUCUAUGGCGUUCUCGGAGAGUAUGAGUGGUGCAGCAGACAUUCGUUUGGCAUUUUUCGAUGGGGACCAUAAUGAUGGAGCCAUAAACGCAUUUGAUGGACCAGGUGCUGAACAAUUAGUCCUUGUAAGCUUUUUUCUUUGAGCAUGAACUUUUACACUUCACCUGCAGUACAAGAUAGCUAUAUUUAUUUAACAUUAAUUCUGAACAGUGAGAGUAAUGCUGUCCAAUUUCAUUGGCACAGAUUUUUUUUUAGCCCCAUGAAAAUACUGUAAUUGAUAAUUUCACCCACUCCACAUUCAUCUUGUCCCCUCUCCAAACACCUUCUUCCAUCACCUAUCUUUUAAUCAUUCUCAACUCACCCCUUAACACUUAAUUCCAUCCUGUUUUCUGUCCUAAUUUCAUAUCUUUCUCCUAUCGUCUUUCCAGCUCCCCUCAUUCUCCCCUUCUACAAUUCAUAUUAAAUCUCGCCAUUUUAUUAAAUCACCAAACCCAUUCUCAUCCCCCUCCAUCCAUAUUGCAUUUGCUUCCUCUUCCCUUCUUUUUCUACUUCCUGUUUUCAUUAAAUAUCCCUCUAGCUUUCCCUGUCUCCCUAACAUUUUUCAAUACCCAAUGUUCUCAUCCUCUUCUCCUGAUCCCAUUUCCAAUGUUGAUGCAGUACCCAUUCCAUCUUGUAAAUUCAUGCACUAUACCACCUCCUCUUUUUAUGAAACCUUCCACUAGGGUCCUUACUCUCUACUCAUUCACAUGCCCACUCAAUACCUCAUGCCCUUUUUUCCUUUUAUUCCCUUUAACCUCCGCCUUUUCUAUUUACUCUUUUCCCAUUGCACCGUUUCAUUCUCCCUCUCAGUUUCUAAUUUGCCUCCUCAUUACAUCUCCCAUACCUUCCCAAUGCUAUUUCCCACUGCUUCUGGCCAUUAUUUAACUCUCUCAUCCUCCAGUAUUCAGCUCCAAAGUCUGUCCCAGGUAUUGGAGCUAUAAUAGAUUAAUCGCACAGACAUCUGCUACUUUCUGUGCAUGGCACUUUCUUUGAGAUAUAGUCCAGCAAUGGAAGCAAAAAAGGUCCAUCUCACAAAAAAGGGUCCAUGUGAUAUAAGAAGCAAUAAUAGUGGCCUAUACAGUAGACCUGUCAUUGUCCUGAUACCACUGAAAUCACAGUGGAUGAGAGAGAAUGAGCUCCAUAGAAAGCAUUGCUAGUGAUGUCUCAUAAAAUAUAUAAAACAGAAAAAAUAUUUAUAUGUCCGCAGGCCACAAAAUAGAUCCUGCAGUGUGACACGCAGCACACAGGCCACAGAAGGACAGCCCUGUUGUAGAUGAUCUCCCUCUUUGAUCCUUUCUACAUCUUAUGAUGAAUUGUCAGAGGUCAUCAAGUCAAAAGACUUCUGUUUGUUUGUUGUGCUAAUUGAUUACUGAAACCCAUUGAUCUGCAGAAGUGCCAUGAAGCAGGAUCGUUUUAAUUGAGUUAGUUUCUGUGUUCCUGACAUAAUUAGUGGCUUAAUAAACUAUUAUACUAUAGAGCUUUACCUAUUGAUAGUACAAAGAUAAUGGAGUGUUGGUAUGGAUCAAACAGGCUGGAUCUGGAUCCCAGUUAUAUAUAUAUAUACACACACACACACAUACACACACACACACACUCUCUCUCUCUCUCUCUCUCUCAAAUAUUAGCAAUCUGAACUUGCUGCAAUAAAAACAUAUUCCUUGGAUAUUACAUAAAUUAUUGAAUGUCAGUAAUGCAAAUGAUAUAUUAAAAUGUAUCUGUAAUAUUUAGGUUCUAAUAAUUAAGCAUUUAAUUUCCUAAAAGGUGGAGCACUUGCUCAUGCUUUUUUCCCAAGGCGGGGGGAAGCUCAUUUCGACAAUGCUGAGCAUUGGUCAUUGAAUGGACGAGGCCGAAAUCUCUUUGUAGUCCUGGCACACGAAAUUGGUCACACCCUGGGGCUCCAGCACUCGCCAUUCAAAAAUGCUCUUAUGGCUCCUUACUAUAAGAAGCUGGGCAAAGAUUACCUGUUGAACUUUGAUGACAUCCUAGCCAUCCAAAACCUGUAUGGUAAGCUGCUCGGAGAGCCUUCAUUCUCUACUGCAACAUAAGAAUAUAGAGAUAUUGAUUGUAAUGGUAUAUUUAUUUUCCUAUUAAGCUCAUUCACUAAUAUGUUAAAUUAAAUUAUGCUGACCAAGGAAAAUUCUGUUGCUAAAGGAUUAUUCCUCAUUUUACCUUCCUGAUUCCACUCAUUCACCCUUUUAGUCCCUCACUGCUUGAAAACACUCUCUAGUCACAUCCAGCCCAUAUCUGGCAAGUCUCGUUACAUCCACGCUAUGCACCAUAACCACUUCAGCUCAGUAUAGCAAAGUGGCUAUUGGCACUAUCACACAUUUUUUUUUAUGUCAAAUCAUUUGGAAGCAAAUUUGACAAAAAACUAGGACAGUCCCAAGCACACAAACUGGCCCUGCUUGCUUGUAAUAUAUACUGAAUUAAUAUCAACGUCAGUUUCAAAAAAGCUGGACAGCCAUGGUAGCCUAUGUCUGUCAUCCAUGCUCGAUGAAAUUGAUACUAGGAAUUUAGUCACCGGGCGCUAGGAAGAACUCCACUUUUGACAGACAGUUCUCAAAUGGUUUGACAAUAUUUCUGUAAUGCCUGGCACACUGAGACUGUUUGCACCAUAACCACUUUAGUACUCUGUAGUGUGUAUGAUACAUAGAGGCACCUAUUCAUUUAAUCACCUUAUUGACCCCAACUGAUCUACUCCUCCUCACCAGUACCUCUCAGUCCAAAAUCUGACAUCACUAUUCAGGAAUGUUUAUCCCUCCUACCCAUCAGCAUACUUAUCACACUGGUUGAUAUCUCUCCUUCUCCUCAGUUGGGAAUAUUAAUUUAGCCUGAUUCUAAUGUUUAUGUGCUUACUGAUGACCGUGUCAUCUUCAAUCUGUGUAAAAUGCCUUGGAUAUGUUGCUAUGUAAGAAAUGUGAAAUAAGAGAAAAAUAAAUAGCUUUAUCUUGUUUUUUUGCCUUUUUUACCAUUGUUGUCUUGAAUCAGGGGCUCCCCCGAGUGGCAAAUUGGUGCAGCUCCCAGGGAAAGAGUUUGCAUUUUUUCAGGACUGGAAUCCAAAAGGUGUAGAAGGAUUUACCACUGCAAACACAAAACCAUUCUACUGCCAGUCGGUCUUUGAUGCCAUCACAUGGGGUAAGAUAUAUAGCAACAAUUACACAGUAGCCAACUUGGCCAAUUUGAUCCGGGUGUUCACAAGAGUGAUACAUAUAAUUUCUGAAUUUUAUGCAGUUGUGUAAAAUUAUGAAUACAAAGUGAAGUGCCUGUUAUACGACAUAACGGGAUAUAACCAUUAUAACAAUUUUAUCUCAUUACAUUGAUUAUAGUGCUAGAAUUGCCUCAAGCUGUCCCUCCAUUCAGUUAAACAAUGUUCAAGCAGUUUAACAUUAAAUGAGGGUCCAAUAUUGCCCACAUCCCCUUGCCGCCCCUCUCCUCCACCUUGAAGGUACCCCAUUGCUGCUCAAGCUAAUGCUUCCCCAUAAACCCAAGCAGUGCAGAAGGGAUGUUGGGGACUCUUGUUUUGCAUUAAAACAUUCAUGAUGGUUUAACAAUGAACAGAAGGAUAGUGCCAAGGGACUUAAGAUAUUUAACUACUUCAAUAUGAUCAAGUUGUUGCAUUACCUAUAGUGUCUCUGCUGUAAGUAUUAGUGUAUGACUGGGACUAACUGUCCCUCACUUUUUAAAAAAAAUUUUAAAUAAAAAAAAUUAAGUGAAAUAAAAUAAGGGCAAAAACUUACAUUUAAUCCAGUGCUGGGUUUUCCCUGAAGCCCUCUCCACCUAUAUCAAUGUCAUUCCACGUCAUUGGUUCUCUGUCCGAGGUCCAAUUAAAUGCUAACCAAGGAGAAUAAUUAUUGGUACAAGAUGCAAGAUUAUUUUGAUAGCGAAGCACUGAGUCUGAUGCUUCUCUAUCAGCAAUAGUAAAUGCAUUGGGCAGUUUAAAAGACUCUGUAUGUGUGAGCUGCAUGCACACAGUACUAAAGCCUUUACAUUGCAGGUGCACUCACAGCACUGUCUGCAAGGGAAGAUGCUGAUUAAGUCCAUCACCAGUGUGCUUUGCAUGCUGACAUCAUAUGGUUUUUAUGCACAGGAUUAACAUUAACAGUAUGCCGGACUAGAUCACUUGUGCCAGAGGUAUGACUACACUCUGGCACAUAAGUAGUAAUAUCUCUGUUUAGGCAGCAUUUUAAAGCUAAAACACUGCACACGCAGACUGCUUGCACCAUGACCACUUUUAAAAAGCAGAAACGGUCAUGGUAGUGGAGUAACCCUUUAAUUUUUUUCAGCAUGCACACGGCCUCAUCUUUGUGAUAGACUGUACAUUUCACUUUACAAUAUAAAGGUGCAGAAUGCUUGCAAUAAGGGACCUGUUUAGACAGGUUGUCAAAAUGCCCACAGCAUAAUGAUUUACCAUUAAAACUAUCUUAAACAUAUGAACUAUUCAGAUGUUAUACUCUCUGGAUUCAGGUGACAGGUCUCCUUUAAUUUCAGCUGUUGCUGGCUAAGCAAUCUGCAUUACACAAAUACUUGAGAAUUCUCCUGGGGAGUUUUGGUAUGCUUGUUUAGCAUCACACAUGCAGCAUCUACUCUUGCAAAUCUGUAUUUUUGUCUGUGUUGGGGUUCCUAUUCAUUUUAUGCGUAGGAACUAGCCAAGCGCUGAAUUUAGGGCUACAUGGACCUGGGUUAGAAAGUAUAUUGUGUAACGUUUUGAAAACACAACUUUGAUCCAGUUGUCCCUCCUGUGUGAUUGCAGUAUGAUUGCAGAGUUACAUAUCUGGUUUUAUGGCUGCACAUUGUCUGGAAAGCAGUUGAUGAAUGUAAAAGACAAUUCCAAAACAUAACGAAUGGAGCAGGGAAUAAAUGGGAAAAAAUGUAAAUUUAUAUUGUAGCUGCUUUGGGCCUAUUUCCAAGCACAAGCCUAGAGCUGCCACUAUGAUAGCCCCUGUUAAUAUUAAUCUUGCCUGAUCAGGCUCUCGAUUAGCCCUUUCAACUUGUGAAUGGAAAGACCUAAUAAAUCCCCCUAAUAAUGGAUGUAGGUGUGCUUGUGUGAUUUUUUUUUUUUUUGGCCAAAGAAUCAUAAUUCUAUUGGUCCUGUUCACUCACUGUGUCUAAGUAAGUGGUGAAAAGAGCUGGGUGUUUUGUUGUGGAGUUUAGUGAUUAGUGAACAUAAGCAAUUUUAUUGUUAUGUACUCUUUAAAACAAGAAUGCGUUUGUAGCUGGAGGCAAUAUCCCUCCUUUUACCUAAGUCCUGCACUACCACACGAUGGUCUAUGCUGUCAAGCAGUGCAGCGUUUUUAACAUCUGUUGCUGACCCAGACGAUCAUGCAUUAAAUGUACCAGCAGGGUUAAAUUCCUGCUGGUACCAAAGAGCCCCAUGUAUAAUCAUCAUGACAUUACCAGAAGGGUUAAACUCCAUAUAUGCAGCAUUUCAAAAUUAAACACUGCACAUACAGACUUCUGGCACCAUGACUUCUUCAAGACACUGACGUGGUCAUGUUGCUUGGAGUAAACCUUUAAUACACUACUUUAAAAAAAAAAAAACAUAACCACAAUAGUGCCCUGGCCCAAGAAUAAGAGCUGGGAUAAUUGAUUGAGAACAAUCAGCUAAUACCAAUACCAAUACCAGAAGACAGGAGGCAGGGAGCACUGCUCAGUGGACCCCAGGUAAAUUGUGAAAGAGUUAGCAAAUGGUUGACUAUCAAAUCGUCAUGCUUGCCACUUUUCUGAGCGCUGCCUCUAGCAUCCUAACAGAAACAACAUCUUUAUAAGGUUACUGGUAUUAUUUGCCUAUAUAUUUGGCACUUACCCCUAAUUUUUUUUCAAAUGCAAUUCACUUUUGUAAACUGGUACUAAAUUGUCCCUUUGCCAGAAAUUGCCAUCUGAGUGCAUAUUACAUGCAAAUAACAUUGCCUAGUCUAGUGUUACACUUUUGAGUAGUUCGGUAUGAAUGGGGACACAAUCAGGCAUGUUUAUUAUUAUUAUUUUAUUAUUUAUAUAGCGCCAUCAGACUCCGUUUAAAUGUUAUCUUUAUGCUCUCCUGCCACAAACAAGCACUUGAACGGUCAAACUUGCAAAUGGGUACACUGUUAUAAUUCAUCUUAUAUUCCAUGGCAGCACUAGUUUAAAGAUGUUAUUAUAUAAUGAACACAUGCUGAUAUUUUGUCUGUUUGCUCUCUGGUACUGGGUGAUCUACAUCUGCCCUCCCCAUGCUGCUGUCAUAUUUUAAUUUAGUCUUGUUUAGUACCUCCACCCAGCAGAAUUACAUGGAAAUUGGGUGACAUUUCUCAACAGGUCUUCUUCCCCCCACAAUGUAUCUGCUACUACCCAACUAGAUUCCUCCCAAUUAUCAUUUAGAAGGAUAACCUGUCUUUCAUCUACCAAUCCCUCAGCUCCUCUUUGCAUUCCUCCUUUCCUGUUUGAAUUCCUGUUUACUAUUAGCUUAGUCUGUUUGGGGUGUCUGAAUGUAUCACUAAACUUCACUGGAAUAAAUCCUUCAGUAAUGUGGGAUUUGCAUUAGAGCUUCACAUCAGUAAAACUCCCAGUAAAAUGCAAAUGUGUAUCACAGUCGAGAUCCAUGGCAGUAAAACUCCCAGUAAUGUGCUUUGGGUAAGAGUAUCUCACUCAGUCCAGCAGCAAUUAUACUGUAAUGUGUAUUUGGGUAGGUAUUUAUAACAGAGUCCUGUACAUACAAAAUAUAUAGUAAGCACUCAGCUAUAAUUCAGGUCAGCAAGUGUGACAUGCACUAAUUGAAACAGGGUGCUAGAAAUUGAAAAAAUCUUUUUAAUAUAUCAAGACCAAACAUAAGAAUUAUAAGAAACCCAUAGCACACCAAUUUAUGUCAAAAGAAAAGAUUUUAUUUGAUAUAUUUAAUACACCAGAUAGUUAAUAUACAAUACAAAGUGCAUAAACAAAAAGUGCAUAAUAGACACAUGUAUACACCAUUCACAAAUAUCAAUAAAGUGCAAAAUGGUUACCCAUUAGAUAUGCUAUCAAAUGUACGGACAUAGGGCUGGAGGCCAAAACGUUUCAGCUGUUUUUUCAGGGGAUCUCAGUAGCCUAUGGCUCCAGGUAUUGUAUAUACCUAAGUAAAAAAUAAAGUGCUCACCCACUAAAAACAAUUGAAUUCUCUGAUAGGGACUAGUGAAAAUAGAGAUUCAUUCCCUACAGCCAGCCCUAGGUCAGUACAUUUAAUAGCAUAUUUAAUGGGUAACCAUUUUUCACUUUAUUGAUAUGGGAAUAAACCUAGGACCCCCAAUAAUAUUAAAUAAACCCUAAAAGAACCUCUAAUUUGCAUGGUUGCAGGUGGUAUACAUGCUUUAAUUGCAGACCAACCACUUCUCUCAAAAUCUUUUGUUAAUAUUUUCUUGUAUUCCUUCAUAAAGCAUAAGUAUGUAUUACAUUUAUUUCUCAUGAAGCUCUUUUAUGAUAUGUUUAUCCUAUCUAAACAUAUACAUUUAACUGUGUAACUGUUUGAUCCCUGCACAGAUAUGGAAAACUUAUUUUACAUCUUCAAAGGUCGUCAGUUCUGGACGGUCAGCUUGAAUGGGAAUGUCUCUGAGCCCCAUAUUCUAAAACACAGGUGGAAAAGGCCACCAGCCUAUGUUGAAGCUGCAGCUGUGUCUGGUUCAGAUGGCAAAUUCUACUUCUUCAAAGGUGAUGGACCUCAUAAAUAUUCCAUGUGGUUUUAUCUUUGCAAAUCUCUCACUAUAUAUAUAUAUAUAUAUAUAUAUAUAUAUAUAUAUAUAUAUAUACACUUAUAUCUAUUUGUGAUCAGGAACAAUAAGCCGAGUUAUGUAACGGUGGUGUAAGUCAGUUGUGGUGUGCCAAAACCAACGUUUGGGUAGGCCUGUAAAAAGAGGGCUUACCAAGUGAAUGCUUUAAUAAAGGGAGCUGUUGGUUCGCUGAGCCAGGCGGUGUCGACCCUGUGGAAGGGGCGGCCAGAGAAUUUAUAGGCCGGUUAACCCCUCCCACAACUACAGGCUUUGCUUAUGGCUCAACUUUCUCAUAUGUACAAGUCCCAGCUCUGGCACUCACCCACAUCCAAAAGCUCAAAAAUCAUAAUGAAUUAGCAAUCAACUGGGUGCCAGCACCAAUAUACACUGUAAAGACAGGAGCACUCUCUGGGACUUUUCCAAAUAAUGUAUUCAAACAAUCAACAUUUCGAACCCUCCUGGGUCCUGAUCUUGAUAAAGAGGGUCAAAAUGUUGAUUGUUUGAAUACAUUAUUUGGAAAAUUCCCAGAGAGUACGCCUGUCUUUACUUCAGUGUAUAUCUAUCUAUUCAUCUAUGGUAAUAUGUAUAAAUACAUUGCUUAAGAGGGCCCAGGGUUAGUGGGGCUUAGAGUUACUUUGUGUUUGAAGGAAUUUAGACUUAGGGGUACCUGUUAGAAUUAUGCAUCGCAAAAAGAUCAGUUUUGGUCGAAUCCGUUUGUCCUGAAAAAUUUUUUUGUUCGGAUGGACAAAAAUUCAGCCAUGCUUCAGGUGGAAUUUUGACCAUGCAAUCAUUUUGAUAAAAAUUGUUUGGACACUUAUUAAGCUUUGCUUUUCUCUGUGUACCUUAGGAAUACUUCCCACCCCAUUAUUUUCUGCUGGUAUUUGGGGUUAUCCCCCCCCAAAAUCUCCUCCCCCUCCCCACCCACUUUCAAAUGUUUUGAGUAUUUUCUGACAUGGCCUACUUCAGUGGGUGACAGCCUCUCAUUUUGUUACCAGGAGAGGCAAGAGGUACAUAGCCUACCAACCCCAUCAGGUGCUACCUGCUCUGCUCCAGCUUUACCCUUUAGAGGUGGUAGGCUUAGUUAAUAUUUGUUCUAAUUUUCUUUAUUAUUCGUUAUUAUUAUAAAAUCUCUUAAUCCCAUAAUCCUAGUUUUGCUUAUAGUGGCUCACCACGCUUGAAAUUCAUUGAUGUAUAGGUUGUAUUUGCUUAUUUUCGUGUGAGCUUCUUGUACAACCAUGUGGUUAAAGAAUAAAGAAAGAUGGACAAAAACAUUUUUUGGGCAAACCAAUAGAGUACAAAAAUUGGCCAAAUAGUGAACUGCUAAAUAUAUAAAUAAGAGAAAUAAAAACACCAAUGGGUUCAUAUUCCGCCCAUCUAAAAAUCAAGUGAGAAGUAACCAACAGAGGUAAAAAAAAAGGAGGUGCAGUUAAAAGAAAAAUCUAUAUUUAUAUAUUAUGUAUUUAUAAACUAUAUAAUAUAUAAAUAUAGAUUUUUUUUUCCCCCUCUUGGUCACUUAUUACUUGAUCUGUGAAUAAAAUCAUUGUUUAGUGGUGGUACCCUAACAUACCACUCAUCUUUUUUUCCCAUCAGUCAUCCCUUUUUUGGUGCCCCGGACAGCGCUCUUGUUCACAAAUCACAUUAAACUGUUUGUCCAUUAUCCAUGUCAUUAGUUUUGUGAUACGUCCAUGUGGACUCUAUAUUUGGAGUUAUGGAAUUUGGAUUACGUACCAAUCGCCCCAAAUUCAUAAAAAUUGCAGUUUGAAAAUGAAUGCACAAGUCCAGUCCCUGUCUGCCAGCUACGGUUAAUUAUUCUCGUAAUUCAAUGCUAUGAUAGAAUGCAGCAUUAUGGGGACAUUGCAAACUCAAAAUAACCCUAACUCAACCCUAAGGAUGCAGGAUUCAUCUAUGUGGGCUAAACUACCCUUUGUUAUUACAUAAAUGCGAGCAGCAAUGGACCCUCCCUGUAUUGAUGACUGUUGUCAUAAUGCUACUACACUUGUUUCAGAGCUGCUAGCUUAUGGCGUCAGUAUAGUAACUGACAUCAUUUUUCUAAAUCUACAUUUUCAUGAUGAUAAACCCACAUGUUUUGGUAAAAGGGGACCUUUAUGGCUAUCCCAUGCCUUGUAUGGAAAUUAGCAGUUAAGAAAAAAAAAAAGAAGACACACAUCGUAGAGCAGAUAGUAGUAUUAUUAUUAUUAUCAUUAUUAUUGCUAUUUAUAAGUAAGGGAGCGUUUGUCACAGUAAAGUUGGAAGACAGUUUUUCAUUUCAGCAGCUUGAUGAGCAUUCUAUUAGCAGACAGUCCCUUGGAAUAUAACAGCUGUGAGGAAUUAAUGCUGGAGGCAAAACCAGAUAACUCAGCUUGUAAUUCAUGGUGACUGUAACAAAUAGCUCAUUUUCUGAUGGUAAAUGCUGUUAGCAAUUAGGAUUGGUUCCCAUGACAUUUCCUGUUUAGUUCCAUGGUGUCAGAGCAUAGAGAAAGAGAGACACAGUAAACAAUAUGUGUGGUCAGUCUCCCUUGACUGUCAGUGAUUUAAUCUGACGUGACCUCUGUGGGUUUGUUUUACCGACACAAAAUUAUUAAUAUUUUAAAAAACAUUGCAACUCACUAUUAAACACUCUCUGUGACUUUAUUCUAAGAACAAAUCUUACAAGCUCUCUCUGAAGCCAUAUGCAGUAAUAUAGAAACGAGUACAUACAGACGUGUUCCUGUAUGUAAAAUGGUGGAACUGGGCACGCCUCCCAGCAGCCCCAGCCCUCAGGGACCGAUCCAUCAUCCACACCAGCUCUCCAGGUGUGUGAAUGGGGGCGGAGCCAGCUGCCUAAGCGAAUGGACGCGUCCUGCAGGAGCUCCGACUUCACAACAGCCAAAAGAGCCAAAAAAACAAGUUUUGCCCUGAAAAUCUGGUUACAGCUUGUAACCACGAUGGGGCGCAAAUCAAAAAAAUAUCGGGCUGAUAAACCCCUGACAACCGCCAUAUCGGCGAUCUCCUUUGGAGGCCUCAGGGCUCCAUGAGGCCUGACAUGGCGCCUCUCACAGAUGGGCCGUCGUGCUCAUCCAGCGAAGCUUCCCUAACCGAUCUGAGAGACCUGGAGGCACCGGUACACAGUAAGAGACUUGACAAACGGUCUGACCGACGACCUUGGGAACCGGUGAGAACACCCUAAAGUCCCUCCUAGACGAACUACGUCGUAACAUUGCCACAGACAUCUCCACAUUCCGGGAUGAAAUUAAAGGAGUCUCAGCCCGCCUCCAUGACACGGAGGUAACAACUGCAGGCCACGAGACAAGGCUCGUAACACUUGAGCGAGAACUCGCCGCCCUGAAAGGUGAACAAGCUAAGAUUCAGCACCGCAUGGCCGCAGCAGAGGAUAGGAGGCGCUGGAAAAAUGUAAAGAUCCGCGGCCUACCUGACACAGUUACCACAGCGGAACUGCCUCACCUAAUCCGGAGGCUCCUAACCCAAUUAUUUUCAGCCAAACAAGCCAAAACAAUGCACUUAGACGGCAGCUACAGACUCCCAGCGCCACCUGCAAAUGCCACAGGAGGGUAUCGGGAUGUCAUAAUCCGCUUUAGAAACAGCCUUGACAAACAGGCGUUCAUGGCGGCCACUCGUAACAAAUCGCCCUUCUCUUUUGAGGAACACCAACUGACUUUCUUUCCGGACCUCUCUAGAGAAACUUAGAGUGGAGGAGAUCCCUGAAACCACUAACGUCAACACUCACAAAAUUCCAGGUGCAUUACAGGUGGGGAACGCCAAGGAGCCUUCUGAUCGCCCAAGAAUCCGGGACAAUGAAAGUACUAGGGGCGGAAGAAAUACCCAGCACGCUGCAGACCCUUGGGCUUCCAACCACUCCGGAGGGAUCGCCUGAGACCCCGAAAGGGUCCGCCCGUUUGUUCCUGCUGCUAUGCGGGAAGAUCCCGCCACAACUGCUGUGCCCUGAACAGCCAUGGACUGAAACCAGUGACUUUACUUUAUUCUUCUAUAUGAUGUUGCCUGCUAUAUGGCUUACACUGCUUUCGCUCUUUUUGCCUUGCUCUGUUUUUUGAUGUUUUUUGAUGUUUACCUCUCACACUGACACAAAUACCAUACUCCUAGGGACGCAUCCCCUUACCUUCAGAUGCAUGCUGACAUAGGGAGUACACUCCCGCUGUUACCCCCCUCCCCCCCACUCACCUACUUCUGUCUAGCAGCACUAACACAUAAUUGGAGUGAGUGCCGACCUCUUGCCACUCAGCGGACACGCAACUAUACUUUCAAACACCGCAAGAGGAACGAGACCCGCGAAACCCCCUAGCUACUGACCAUACUCAACCGCCCUUUCCACAGGGAUCGCGAGUCCAGUGUCCACUACUCUCUAACUACUUACCAAAAUCUUUCACUAUAUUAAACCCUCAUCCACAAACACACACGACCGCCCACACAUAGGAUUGCGAUAUCCAUUGAACAUUCGCACUAGAGCAUUCUCACUCCUGAACACCAUAGUGGAUUAACCUGCUGAUAACGAUAUCACAAAAUAACAAUAAAAUUGUGCUGAUAUAUGCUACAGUAUGCCACUCUAAUGUUAUAAAAUGUUAUGAUGUGCAACGCAGCUGCUGUUGUGGCACUGCCUGCAAUGAUGUUUAAACCUGCACUUCUAAAAUAAAGAAUAAAAAAAAAAAAAAAUGGUGGAACUGGGACACAAUUAUUUUUCCUUCAUACGUGUAAAGUUAUUUCUGUCAGAAAAAAGAAACACGUUCGGAAACAAAGAUGUAACAAAGUAUACAAUUGACUUAAUUCAUUCUAUUAUUAUUGAUAAUAAGCAAAGUUGUGAUAUUUAUUUUUAAAUUCACUCCAGAUUAUUAUUAUCUAUAUAUCAGCAAUAUAUUAUGUAGUGCUGCACAAUUUCUAUUCUCAGUUAUUUUAUCUGAUAUUACCGCUGGGUCUGGUCAAGUGAUGCUGAGACUCUGUGAGAGUCUGUGCUUAAAUGUAAUAUUUCUCAUAGUGAUCCUAACAUUAACAUUGUUAAUUAGUGGGGCUAUUUGAAGUGAAACUUUACUGCCACCCCUCCCCUACCCAAAAAUAAAUCACUGUUUAGUAGAUACACCCAAAUUAAAUGAUGCAUUCAUUUAAUUAUGCAUAUUUUUUAAUUGAGGGUACAUCAAAAACCAAAAACAGCUUACAAAAGUUGCAGAUCUCUUGUCUGUAGGCUUUGCGAGCCCUCCCUUUCUUCGCCCGCCCAGACUUUAUGUGGCUGUCCAAUCACAGACUUCCCAAUGCAGUUCAAUGAGGAGUCUUUGCAAGGCAGGUGCUCUGAGCAAUUGCUGCCUCUUGAGUUUAGCUUUACUGAGCUAACCAAACCAAGAAGUAACGAAGUGGUUAUUUGAAAGCCAGGGUGUGUAACAAGGUAAAUUUACAAAAGUGUCAUUCAAUAUGUUUAUAUAUCUAUUUACUUGAUUAUGUAUACUGUAUUUAUAUUUGGGGGAGUUCAUUUUUAUUGUACUAAAAGUAUGUGAAAUAACAAUGUAUCCAUAUGUGGUAUUAUUCAAUAAUAAUACAGAAUAUUUCAGGAAAGGAAUUUUAAAAAUCCAUAGAACUGCAUUAGAGGAUUAUUGUUACUUAUUUUACAAAACGUUCAGUGAUUCAAGCUUUCUAGUGACAGGCUAAACCACUAAAUACUUAAUAUUUUAAUUAGGGUUCACAUAACUAACUCUUCAUUAUGUCACUCAGUGCUAAUUCUCAUUCAUGGAUUUUUCCCUGAUAGGAAAAUACAAAAUCAGCCUUUGAGGGAUGAAACCUUUAACUCUGCUAACUAUGUAAUUAACUUUUCAUUUUUAAACAUUAACUUUAAAGGCUUGUUUUCUGUUGCUCAUCUGAUGUGUGGGGACUUGACUUGUGCAACUAAGCAAUGACAACUGUUUGUAGACAAAACACACAGCAGAUUGGCCACUAUUAGAUAUGAUGGCAAAUCCAGACAGACUAGUGUCCCCGAAAUAGAUAUCUGAAACAGAUGUACUUAACCGAGACACAUUGAUAUAACUAAACAAAACACAGCACGUGCGGCUCACCAAAAUACUGUCUUGUGUAUCUCUCAAUCUGUCUGUCAUAUAGUGCAAUGUUUAGGUUACGGUACAUUUUAUGGAUAAAGAUCUUUGCUCCAUAAGUCGGACAUAUUUGUCCCUCCCUCCCAUCAUGCAGUGUUUGCAUUUUUGCUUUGCUGACACAACUAGUUUAUGUCACUAGGAAGCACAGUAAAUGUUCUGGAAGUUGGAGUUCCACUAACUGCUUUCUUGAGAAGAGUUCAGAUUCCUGACUUACAACUCCUAGAAGCCCAUGCUCUGCCCCCGAGGCUCUGCUGUGAAAGAGUUUAUGGGAUAAAUUCAGCAUAUACAACAGAAGGUCACUAGAACACACUCAGAAGCUGGUACCUGUCUUGUUAAUGCUACAAAACCUGUUAAUCCUGGGGAUUUGUUGCAACUGUAGCAACUUCCAAUGCAUGUGUCUUUUCUUUUUUUUUUUUUUUAUCAUUUAUUGUUUUAUAUUAUACUAUUUGCUAUUACUAUUUAUCUGAAUUAUAAUGCAUAUAUAGAAUGGGUUAAUUCCAGGUCAGAUUGCACCUUUAAAGCACUCAGGGGGACAAUUGAAGAUUAUGCUAGCGUUAGUGUACUUAUAAUCUUAAUUUUAGUAAUGACAGGAGGCGAGUAUUUUGCAUAUAACUCUCUUUACUAACUCCACAUAGCAGUAAAGAAAAAAGUGAAAACGAUAACCAAUCAAAAUGCAAUAUGCUGUAUGGUAUUCACAGUGAUGAGGCUCCUCCCCCUCUUUCGGAAGCGACAUCAGGCAAAACUCAAGAAACAAUAACGUCCAAACAUGUAUAACGUGCACCAACGUGUGAUUCCCAUCGACAAAACAGACUUUCACGGGGUGCGAACUGAUUCAGAGUGUCCUGCAACGUGCAGCGGUUGAUGUGUCCCAUUAACGAGGCUCCAGGAGCUGAAGGAUGAUUCAACUGUGUCCACUCUGAGAAGGAUCUGUGAACAUCGUGGAUUUAAACUGAAACGAGAACGUGAAACGGAUUAGGCACCGAUCUUUCAACUGGUUGCAGUAUCGACCCCACAUAAUAAAGCAAUAUGAGACCCCCUGGUUAAAAGGUUAAUGCAUAAUAACCUGAACAUAACAGAUCCCAAACCAAGAGGAGACGAAGGUAUAGAUACCAGAUAAGACAACGGGAUAUAGAAAUAUACUUACGUGCAUCCACUCUUCCCAAGGGAGGGAAAGGGUGGGAAAAUACUCGCCUCCUGUCAUUACUAAAAUUAAGAUUAUAAGUACACUAACGCUAGCAUAAUCUUCAAUUUUACCACAUGACAGGAGGCUUCCUAUUUUGCAUUUUUUAACGCUGAUGUAGAAGAGACAUAGCCGCACCUGAACUCGGGCGAAAGUAGAAUGUCCGAAAGGUAGAUUCCCUCGACCAGUCAGCUGACCGAAGGAUAUCCGCCAGGGACGCGCCUGCCGAGAAAGCCGAGGAGGCCGCCGCCCCGCGCACUGAGUGUGCACCGAAAUUAGCAUCCACACCCGCCAGAGAUAGGAUCCAUCGUACCCAUCUGGCGAGUGUGGUAGUCGAAACGGGAACGUGUGGCCUGACAUAGGAUACUAAUAACUGUCCCGAGGCAGAGGCCCGAAGCAAGGCAGUGGUCUCCACGUACUGAUGCAGGGUAGAGACGACGCAUAGCUGCGGUUCAGUAGCGAAGAAGGGAUAAAAGACCGACGUAGAGUCCGAUUUGGUACGUCGUGAUACGCGGAAGGUAACUCCCUCAGGGGACACCGAAAAGGCAUUGAUGUCGAAAGCACGCACGUCCGAAACCCGACGGAAGGAAACGAGGCAAAGUAAGAGGGUCAGUUUGGCCGAGAGUUGUCUGAGAGACAGUCUGUCAUUAGUCGGCCAAUCUCUCAGAAACCGUAGGACCACCUCCACGUCCCACAUGUGGGAGUACUUAGGUCCUGGUGGUCUCUGUAAUCGGAUACCCCUCAGGAGACGGCAUACCAGAGGGUCCUUCCCAACGGGAAUACCUAAGUUCGGGACGUGAGCCGCCGAAAUCGCCGAGCGCACGACGUUAAGCGAGCGGUAGGAGCGACCCGUAGAGAAAAGGUGUGAAAGAAAAUUCAGAAUGGCUGUUACAGGUGCCGUAAAUGGAUCGAAGUUCCGUAUACUGCACCAAGAGGCCCAGGAGCUCCAAGCUGAUAGAUAGCAUCGUCUGGUCCCAGGUGCCCAGGAAUCCCAUAUGAGGUCUCUAGCCGUUUGCGAUAAAUCGCAGGUUUGCCAGGCUCCCCUGAAAGCGUCCAAGCCACCAGGGUGAGGCGAUCUUCGAGGAUGAGAGGAUGGGGGUUCCCCUUCGGAUCCGUGAGGAGCAUCGGAUAGGAUGGUAUGAGAAGUGGAUCGGCGUAGGACAGUGCCAGGAGGUCCGGAAACCAUGGUUGGCCCCGCCAUAGGGGAGCGAUGAGGACUAGAGAUCCGUGUUGAUUCUUCAGGUAUUGAAUCGUCCUCGCUAUCAUGGCGAACGGGGGAAAGGCAUAUGCUCCCUCGGUUGGCCAUGAUUGGAGAAAUGCGUCCACCGCCGCGCUCUCCGGGUCCGGGAGCCAACUGAAGUAGUUGAGUGUCUGUCUGUUGUUGCGAGAUGCGAACAGAUCCAGUUGGAGGGGACCUCUCCUGCUCAAGAGGCGUUGGAAGACCUGAGGAUCCAGUCUCCAGUCGCUGCUGUCCCGCCAAUGGCGUGAAAACCAAUCUGCCGUCAGAUUUGUCUCCCCCGGAAGGUAUUCCGCCUUGAGGGAGAUGUUGCGGGGCAAGCAGAAGUUGAAAAUCUCCUUCGUUAUUUCGGAUAACAGUCGGGACCGAGCUCCGCCCAGGCGGUUGAUGUAUCGAACCGUGGAGACGUUGUCCAUCCGGAGGAGGAUGCAACAGUUCGAUCUGUCCUUUGCUAAGCUGCGAAUCGCGAAUGAGCCUGCUAGGAGUUCUAGGCAGUUUAUGUGUAGGUCGAUUUCCUGAGAAGUCCAGGCGCCUCCUGUCGACUUGCCUUCGCCCGUCGCGCCCCAGCCCCAAAGGCUGGCGUCCGAUUCCAGAACUAUGUCGGGCGAACUCCCGAAGAUGGCUCGGCCGUUCCAUGCCUCCAUGCUGUCUAGCCACCAUCUGAAUUCCUCCUUUACCUCCUCCGUAAUCGGGAUAGUUUGGUCGUAAGACGGGUUCCGGUGCAGGAAGGAGGUCUUCAGGCGUUGCAUUGCUCUGUAGUGCAGGGGUCCCGGGAAUAUGGCCUGUAUGGACGCGGAUAGUAGUCCCACAAUCCGGGCCAGAUUGCGGAGCGGAAUGGAUUGGCAGCGAAUGACUCUGCGUAAUUCUUUUUUGAUGGCCGCGAUCUUUGUCGUCGGCAGGCGUAACGUGCUGGACUUGGAGUCUAUUUCGAAGCCCAAAAACUGCACCGUCUGAGCUGGAGACAUUUCUGACUUCAGGAAAUUGACCACGAAGCCCAGUGAUGUCAGGAAGUUUACGGUAAAUUGUGUGUGUUGAGUCAGUCUGGACUUGUCUGAGCAGAAUAGAAGCAGGUCGUCCAGGUAAAUAAUGCAACGAAUCCCUCGUGCUCGAAGAUGUGCGACUACUGGCUUCAUUAAUUUGGUGAAGCACCACGGGGCUGAACUGAGUCCAAAGGGAAGGCACGUGAAUUGCCAAGGCCGGUCUUGCCACCGAAAUCUGAGGAAUCGGCGGUAGUCGAUGUGGACGGGUACCGAGAGGUACGCGUCCUUGAGGUCCAGUCUCGUGAACCAGUCCCCGUCUUGGAGGAGGUCCCUCAGAAGAUGUAUGCCCUCCAUCUUGAAGUGCCUGUAUACGACGAAUGCGUUGAGGCCUUUCAGGUUUAUGACCGGACGGAAUUCCCCGGUCUUCUUCUUUACCAGAAAGAUGUUGCUGAAAAAUCCCCCCUGAUCGUGAGCGGGUUCUAUCGCCCCUUUCGAUUGGAGUUCCUCCAACUCGAUUUGUAUGAGUCGAUGGUCUUCCGAGGAACAUGUCCCGGGGUAAGGAGGUACCGUUUGGUUCGGGUGGCCCACGAAGUCUAUGACGUAGCCCUGUACGGUUUGCAGGAUCCAUGCGUCCGUCGAAAUGGUUGUCCAAUUCUGAAAAUAGAGAGCAAUACGACCUGCCGUUUGUGAAGUAAGGGGUACGUGAGUCACAUAUCGGCUUACCUGUGGGGGUGAAGCGUGCUCUGCCACGGCCCCUUGAACCACGACCUCGGUCGGCUCCCCUGGUGUAGGAGAAAGGCUGUCUGUAGCCAACUUCCGGGUAGAAUGGUUGAGGUCUUUGUGAGCGGGGGCCUGAAGGCCAAAAGCGGCUGGCUGCACGGCCCCUGUAGCGGCCAGCCCGUCCAAAAACGCCCCGGUUAGGGUUAUUCCUGAAGACCCGCUUCAUGGUGGUCUGAGCUUUGUUAAGCGACGUGAACAUGUUCACGUGUCUGUUCAGGUCCUUCAGGAAAGCAUCCCCGAACAGCUUGCCCUGUGCCAGUGGUCCUAAUUCUCUGGUGCCCAAAUCCACCAGCUUUCCGUGUAAGGGAGUAAUGCUGCUUUCCUCCUCUCAGAGGAGAGGGCCACGUUGGCAUUGCCAACAAAACAAAAACAGCGUUGCGCCCAUUCUCUUACGUCGUGAGCCCAUUCACGUACCAUGUUGGUAUCAAACUGUUCAGCUCGGGUGAGGGCGUCAUCCGCCAAGUACAUGAUGCGGGAGAGGGGGCCGAUCGCAUCCAGCAACUUGUCUUGUGCGCUAUGGAAACCCUUCUCCACCCCUUUACGGGGAUCCCGACCACCCCGAGACAUAAAGGUGGUCAUGACCUGGUCGAAUUCUGGGGUCUGAGCCACUUGAUCUGGUAGUGAGGGGCGAGGACAUUCGGAACGCAAGCGGUUGCGGACCGUCUUAUCCAAUGGUUUGCGUAGCCACUUGUGCAUGAACCUCGCCAGGUGUUCGGGGGGUGUCCAGUCCCCUGAACGCGGGUGUCGAAUGUUCCGUGGGUCGAAUAAUCGCUGGCCCGAGGGGUCCAGGAUGGUUUCGCCUUCGUCCUGCGUUUGUGCCGGGUCGUCCGGCAGUUGAAUGUUGUCUAGGAAGGUGCCCUGUAGGAAACCAGGGCGUGACUCAUCUUCCGAGUCCCAGGCGUUUUCCUCUUGGGAAUCGGAAUCCAUGGCCUGCCAUGAGUCCAAAAUCGCCAUGGGUGGUGAGUGUCUCCCCUCCUCGUCUGAGGAGUAAUUGCGUCCUGGGGAAGUGACAGCCGGAGCUGGCUUACGCCUUUUCAUAGGGGUCUUGCCCUUGUCGGGGUUGGCGUUCCCCUUUUCGCCCUUCCAGUGGCGUUUAGAGGGCCGAGUAUCGGCUUGUGUGUGUGAUUCCGAAGCCUCGGAAUCGUAGUCCUGUUGCUGGACCUUAGCAGGGAUUUUCUGUUCGGCAGAGGCCGUCAGAACCCUGGAGAGUGCCUUCUCCAUCGAGGCCGCUAUAGCCUCACUGAUCAUAUUUUGAAAUUCAGCAGUGUUUUGAGAAGAAUCCAUGAUGAAAAUAUUGACCACAAAAUUUUUUUACUUGGCACAGGGCGCAGAUAGGGUCAGGGGUCAGUCUGUAUUAAUAAUGGUACCAGCAGUACCAGUUCAACCCCAGCAGGGCGAAUAAUAAUUACGUGCAGUGGUACCGGCAGUACCAAAACCCCCAGCAGGGUGUAAUAAUAAAAGACUCAGGUAAAAGCACGUGGUACCAGCAGUACCUGUAACCCCAGCAGGGUAUAUUUGUUUUUUUUUUUUUGUUUUUUUUUCACUGGGCCGCACCCAGGUAUAUGGAGGAUGUAUAGUCACACCUCAUAAGCAGCAUAAAUAUUAGGGGCCGUACCCCAAGAGCACAGGGUAUUGCAACCCUAUUGUGCUUUAGUACACAGACUGAAUUAACUGACCUUGUGACCCCUGCCUUCAACACACUUGCUAGAAGAAUGUCUGGGACGUGUUUGAGGGUGACCGGGUGUAAGUAGGAGCCAGGCACUGUCUGCAAGUGGCUCGGUGGGGCUUAAAAUUGCGGCCGUGGAUCUCGCGAGAUGCGAGAUCCAAGAUGGCCGGCGCCGGGAGCGAAAAUCCCGUGAGCGCCGGUCGGGAUGUGCGCGGUCGAGAGACCGCGGGGUGAGGGUGGAUGAAAGGGGUGAGCGUUACCCCAAAGGUGUCCUGGAAUGAGCAAUCCGCCGUUUGGGCGGCGGAUAGCUCGAGAAAAACGGUCGCCAAGCCGGCGGAGGAAAGAACCUAGAAAAAGGGCCCCACAGAUAAGGGGAGACAGAGAAUACAGGGACAGGAGUCCCUGUGGAAAGAGAUAAAGAGCAGAAUAUAGGAUAGGAUGCAAUAGUCAUAUAAAUAACAUUAAGUUAAAGUUAAAGGUACAAUAUAUUUAGUCAAACAAACAGUAAUGAAGAGGAAGAGCUGAAACUCUGACCUGUCUGCUGAUGGAGCAGUAAAGAAAGAGGGGGAGGAGCCUCAUCACUGUGAAUACCAUACAGCAUAUUGCAUUUUGAUUGGUUAUCGUUUUCACUUUUUUCUUUACUGCUAUGUGGAGUUAGUAAAGAGAGUUAUAUGCAAAAUAGGAAGCCUCCUGUCAUGUGGUAAAAUUGCAUCCACUACCAGUCCUCAUCUCCUUGUGUCAGUUCCUAAUUGUCACAUUAAAGAAACAAUCCAGGCCCUAUAGGAACGUAAUUUCAACCACAUGGAGUUAGACUGUUUUCCAGUAGUUUAAUCCAAAAGUUGUCUUCACAGCACCCAUCUGCCCAUCAUGCGCUUUGCUUCCUCCUCUGAUCCCAGCACUGCUAUGCAUGUUUUUCCCUUCAGCCCUGGUGAUAAACUGUGAGCAUCAGCUGAUGCUGUCAGCCUAUCACUGACCACCCAGAGCAAGGAAUGAUCUAGAAAGUAACAUACACUGUGAAGGAAGGGCAGUUCCAGAACCAAAUCUCAGGAGGCUCACUGGUGGUGGGCUUUAGCAGCAGGAUAGGGGGCUGUAGUGUAUGGAUAGGGGGCUGCCACACACACAGAUGCACACACACAGAUACACACACAUACCUGCACAUACGCACAAUGGUACACACAGAUACACAUACACACUGUCACACACAUAGAUUUACAAUAAACACGGUGACACACAUACCUAUACAUACACACAUUGUCACACACUGGCACACAGAUACACACACAAAGAUACACACACUGGCACACAGAUACACACACAUACACUGGCACAUGCACAAAUACCCACACACACGCUGGCACAAACAGAUACACACACAUACACUGGCACACACGCACAUAUACACACACACUGGAACACAGAUGCAGACACACACAUACACAGUUUACACACACAUACAGAUACACACACAGAUACCUACACCGGCACACACAGGCACACCGAUACACAUUGACACUAACAGAUACACACACACAAAUACACAGUGACAUUCGCAGACACACACAAACACAACUACACACACAGAUACACACUGACACUCAAGGAUACACACGCACACAUACCUAUAUAAACACACACACUGGCACACAUACCUAUAUACACACGCAGAUAAAACACAUACACACACUGGCACACAGAUACACAUUGACACGCAGACACAGAUGCAUACAUACACACACUGGCACACAGAUACACACACAUACCUGCGCAUACACACAAACAGAUACACACAUACACACAGUGACACACACACACACAUACCUAAACAUAUACACUGGCACACGCAAAUUGCAGUUGACAUUAUUAACCACCCCCUGCUUCCAUACCUUUUGGUUGCAGGGAGAUGAACUCCUGGGGCUGGCUGAUGCUGAUGGGAGCUUGCCUGUAGAGCUCUCUGUCCUCCCUCCUCCUUUUUUCAGUACUCCCAGCCCUCCCAGUUUUUAAGCUAGGAGGAAGUAACAGUCACUUCCUCCCAGCAGUCUCUGCUCAUAUUAAGGAUACCGGAUCCGCCACUGCUAUAAGGGCAAUUUUGGGGUUAAACCCCUUAAAAACACUUAAUUCCAUAAGUUAGGAUGGCUCCCAGGACCUCAGACCCCAUAAUGGUUUAAUUUAGAUGUUAUUAGGGUGCCUGGAGUCUUCGUUUAAAUUUUCGUCUAAUUUUUUAUUUGAUAUUGUUGCAAAUAAACCUCAUUUACAAACUGUUGUCGCUACUUUUGUAGGUUCGAAAUGCUGGAGGUACAAAGAAUCUAAACUAGAGGCUGGGUUUCCUCAAAAGUGCAGUGACUAUGGUCUUCCUCAACAUCCUGAUACAGUCUUAUAUUUCCAGCCACUUGGGCACCUGGUUAUCUUCAAGGGAACAAAGUAUUAUGUGAUAAAUGAGGAAACACUGACUGUGGAGCCAUACUACCCACGCAGCUUAAAGGACUGGAAAGGCAUCCCUACUGAGACUACAGCAGUGUUGACCCAUCCAGAUGGAUCUAUCUACUUUUUUAAAGGUGAAAAGUACUGGAUGUUUGACCAGGACAAUCUGAGAGUUACUGCUUCCGGGAAAUGGGCAGAGGAUUUAUCAUGGAUUGGUUGCAAAAACUCUUGAUUAUCAAUGACUUUAUGAAUCCCAAAAAGGACUUUACAUUUACGUAGACCCAUCAUGUUUUUGCUGAUAAGUCUUUAUGGAGUAUUAUUCAUAUGUGGGAAAUGUUACUAUUCAUAAACAUGGUUUUUGCUGUAGGAUACUCAUCUCAGAAAAAAGAGUGUACACCAAGAGAAAAUCUUCUGAUUCCAUCCAUUGUUUCUAUUCUCUGAAAAUUGGAUAGGUUUCCUUUGAUGCCUUUGGGCAGACUGGGAUUCUAGUGAACCAGUACUCUGAUGCAUGUUUACAUAUGUACAUAAUCUUAUAUUGUAGUCAUAUCUGACACUGGAAAGGACUUUCUACAGUUAUUUAAGACAUUAUGAUUGGGUGUGGCUUUUAAAAAUAACCCUGAUGUAUCAUUUUUGUAUUUAAUUUGAUAUCUUUCUCAACUUCUGUGUAUUGAUUGGCUUAUUUAUGUUAUAUUUUCUCUCACUCGGUUACUGUUAAGACAUACACUGGAGUAGACUGGAGACUCGGCAGUGAAAAUAUUCAGUUUGAGUUUAUAAAUAAUGACCUCUGAUUAUCCAGUAUAUUUUAUGUGCUAGAAGAUUCCUUGCAAGAAAAUAUGCAUUUCCAUUUAAUUUAUGGAUGAAUUAUUUUCUUAAUACAUAAGCAUUUUGGCAUAUAAUUAGCUAAAAUUGAUCAAUACAUGAAUUGUGACAUUUCUACUGUAAAAAUAACCACUACACAUACUACAGUCCCUAUCCCCCCAUCACACUACAGCCACUACCCACCAUACACACUAAAACCAAUGACCACAUAAACACUAGAGUUAGUACCCCACACAUACUAGAGAAAAUGACCCCACACAUACACUACAGCCAAUAUCUCCUUACAUAUGCUACUGCCCCUUUCCCUUCACACACUACAGCUACUAUCCUCCCACAUUACAGACACUAGCACGCCCCCAGACACUACAGCUACAAUGCCCUAACACAAACUAAAGCCUUUAUCCCCCCCAAAAAGCACAGCUCUUAUACACACAGUACCCCACAAACAGCCCUGUCUGUUGUUGAGGUUGUUUGUCUUGUAAUGUCCACAUGUACACACGACAAACAACCUCACCAACACACAUGCAAGCCACAAGUAUCAUCUCGACAACAGGACUGUGCGUGUGGUCUGCAGGGGACAGCAUCAAACUGACAUGGCGAUGACAAAACAUGACCCCUCUCCACCAUGUACUUCUUAUUGGGCUGCUUUGUAAUGCCCAGGGCAAAUUGUUGUCUCAGUCUAAUCCAUGGUUGCUGAUAUAGAUGAAGAGCACAUUUGGUGAUGCAGGUAUGUGCCUAACGAGUGUGGUAAAGCAAUCGAGAGCUCAGUCUGUAGUUUAUAAAAAGUGACUGUCAGGGUUGCGUUUCAG